Molecule: messenger RNA, 63619 nt
Organism: Pelobates cultripes (western spadefoot toad)
Lineage: Eukaryota; Metazoa; Chordata; Amphibia; Anura; Pelobatidae
Source: the annotation of a GenBank genome assembly
AUGGGGAGUCUGUCCUCUCCUCUCCUGCUGUCAGCUCUCUUCCUGGUGAACUGUGAGUAAUACUUUGCAUUAUCUUUAAUGAUGUGACAACGUUCUAGAGCCUAGUUAGUGUAUCUGAUCAUCAUUUUACCAUCAAUGUAUCUGUGUAUCACUCAUUCUGCAUUCUACUGACUGAGAUGCUGUAACGAUACGGGACUUUAAAUAUAUGUAGUAAGAACCCCCAUUGGUCCUAUAUUGUCACAGGGAUUGUCACUGUGUUUAAAAAAAAAAAAACCUGCUGUGUUAUAUAUAUAAUAAAUAAUAAAUAACUGCUGUGCUUUAUAUAUAAUAAAUAAUAAAUAACUGCUGUAUUAAAUAAUACAUGUAUGUAAUUUUUCAUAUUUUUAUCUUUAUAUAUAUAUAUAUAUAUAUAUAUAUAUACAUAUAUAUAUAAAGAUAAAAAUAUAUACAUGUUAUAUAUAUAUAUAUAUAUAUCUAUAUCUAUAUAUAUAUAUAUAUAUAUAUAUAUAAUACACAAGAUCCAGCGCACUUAUUCACUAAACAGCAACUUCAAUGCUGACAGAUGUUAUUAUUUUUAUUUUAUUUUUUUAAACACCUAAUCCAGGCAAAAAUAAUGGGGGUUUGGUUACAUUAUAUGAUCAUACAUUGCAUAAGCCUGCCACAAGGUCAAUGUACCCCAUUUUUGGCAGGUCCUACUAUAUAUUAUAAUUAAUACUAUACGUAUAUUAUUUAUAUAUAUAUAUAUAUAUAUAUGUAUAUGUAUAUGUAUAUAUAUAUAUAUUUAUAAUUUUAUAUAUAUAUAUAUAAAAUAAAACAGUACAUGUAUAUAACUUUUUAUCUUUUUAUAUAUUUAUUUUUAUAUAUAGCCCUGAUACGUUAAUAUAUUCAUAUAUUCAUACAUAUUAAUGUAUUCAUACUUAUUUAAAUAUCUUUUACAAAUAAAAAAAAAAUCCCUUUGUUUCUGCAUUUUAUUUAUGCUGAACAAUUUUGAGACCUGGAAAAAAAUGUAUAUGUAAAUAAUAAUAAAUAUUAACUAGACUGGACACCUGAGCUAUUUUUGAGCUAUAAUUUAACAAAGGCCUGACUGAGCAUAGUGGCCUGGGUAGUUCAGAAACAUGUGGGGUCCAAUACUAGACAUUGCCUUAUGCAAGUGUACAGUAAUGCUGAGUACCACUGCAGGAAUACUAAGUAUCAACAGUGAUUUAUGUGUUGCAGUGUGCAGUGAUGCAGAUUAUCUACACUCUGUUUGACAGUUGCUUGCAGGAUACAACAGUUCUGCUUUUUAUGUUAAAUGUGUAGGAGGCUGCAAUAUGCAGAAUAAUAUGUACUACUCCUAUAUUUAUAUGAAACUAUAAAGGGAUUUAUCCAGGCAUAGGCAACCUUUGGCACUCCAGAUGUUUUGGACUACACCUCCCAUGAUGCUUUGCCAGCAUUAUGGGUGUAAGAGCAUUAUGGGGGAUGUAGUCCACAACAUCUGGAGUGCCAAAGGUUGCCUAUCUAUCCCUGUCAUAGACUAAGAGAAGACAGACAUUUAAUGUGUGUGCUGGAGGUGUGCUCAAUGGGACAGACUAGUCCCAUGUAAAUAAGUCAAGUGUUGGAUUUGCACAAAUUCAUUUCACAGCACUGUUUGCUGCUGUGUAAAGAUAAAUCAAUGCAUUGUGUUAUUGUGUGGAGCCUUCAAACAAGUGCACGACAAAAAUUAUGAUCUGUAAGAAUUGGUGGAAAGAUGGGGUGUGUGGAUCAAAAUAGAGGGACUGUUUUGGAUGAAAAAGGAGGUUUGGAAGGUAUGAUACGAGUGAUCUGUGCAGUGUUGACAGGGGACAAGCAACAUUUAGACAAAAAUCUGUGAACUGGAAAAAAGAAACAUUUACCAGAAAUAUAUAGUUUUAAACUCUUCUGUCUUGUCCUAAAGUCAUUGGUCAGCCCGCCUCACUUUGUGCUUUAGUAAAAAGAUCUCAAUGUACUCCGUACAGUUUGAAUCAAUUGUUGGAUAGUUUUCCAGGCCAGUUUUUUUUUUUCUUUUCCAAAUGUAACCAUUCUGGCUUCAAUCUGCUCCAAUCGAGGUUUAGUGAAUAAACCCUAUCAUGUAAACAUAUUGUUUAAAAAAAAUAAAAAAAUAUAUAUAUAUAUAUUAUUACUAUUAUUAUUAAUAGCUACUUGUACUAAGUUGGGGAAUAUGUUAGGACCUUAUAAAUAAUAUAGUUAAAUGUAUUUACUUUUUAUUUUUUUAAAAUAUAUUAUCUGUGUAAACAUAGGGAGGUAGUUUUACUCCAUACUUUUACUUUAAGAGAACCUGAUGACUGCGUCACUUCUAGGUUAGAACUCACUGCAGAAGCUGCCAAGCCCAGGGGUAUGAUAGGUUAAUGAUGUAUAAUCUUGAAAUGCAUUAAUGGUGGCAUUUUAUGCACGCGAUGUGGUAACCAGGGUCCUGUCACUGCCUCAUACAAAUAUAAGGCAGAGAAUACAUAAUAGCUUUUACUAAGGCAUCAGGUGUAGUGAAGCCCUGAAUAUGUGUCUUAUAACAGCACUAACCUCUAACUGGAACAUAUGAUGAUGUUAAUAACUUUGGUCAGGAACAUGGCAAGUCCUCACUACAGGGAAUUUUGGGCUAGUGACACAUCACUGUUUGUCAAGUCAAUAUUAACAGAGUUAUUAACUAAAGUGAAAAUUCAAAGUGAAUUUCAAAUUUAAAGAACCACAGCCGGUCAAGGUAUCAGCGAAGCAGACUCUUACAUCACCAAAGACUCGAGGCACUCGGUUAACAUCAUUAGAAGAGCAGUGCUGUUCCCCCGAAGUGAGGCUCGAGGUGGAACGCACUGUGGUAUUCACGCCGUCCUCACCGGCGAUCAGAAUUUGGAUGACAGCAUCUGGAACAUCAUCCUAAUCCAUCCGUGCCCAAGUUAAGGUUUCUUUGCAAUUUUUCUUACCUGUUAGAGACCGGUAUUGUGACUGUGGAUCUUAUUUGAUUAAUAUUUUUUUUAACUAUUUUUAAAGUAUUUUGAAUAAAUUGGACUUUUUAUCCUCUCAGUUGUUUUUUAACCAUUUCUAUACUAUACAGUAUUUGGUGGACAGUGCUGGUCUAUCUGUUCCUAGCGAGAAUUGUACUUGCUUAAUGGUAAACAGUAUUAUUUGAAGAAUUUUAUAUCAUCUGGCUGAGUUAUCAGAUUAUCUUUUUAUUUUUUACUAUUUUUUAACCAGUAUACCGAUCAACUAGUUAUAUUAGUCAUCUUGGGAUACUUCAUUUUCUUGAAUUGAAAGACACACUACACAAUAUCUGCAGAACUAUUCUUAAACAUCGUUUUAUUUUGUAUGACUCUUUACAGUCAUCUAUUUAAACGCAACAUUGUGUCAUGUUUAAUUCCGUUUUUGCUACUAUCUGAAUCAACAGUAGGCUCCUGGAUACUUGUGACUAAUGCUUUAGCACUCUACAUUUUAAAGGAACGCAUGUAUUCACAUGUACCCCUGUCUAUACAGCUGUGAAAACACAGUUUAGAUCCACGGCCCCCCCUGUCAGUAAAGUAAAAGGUGAUUUUACUCACCUUUAUUCCAUUACACGUGGUUCUCCUCACGGCUGGCCCUGCCUCCUUGGGUGAGAUCAUCAAACUUGAUGAUCUCAGCAAAUCCCAUGAGAAAGCAUUGGGAGGCUAUUGCAAAUGCACGGCAAAAUGACACUCUGCACCAAUCAGCAUCUCCUUAUAGAGAUACAUUGAAUCAAUGCAUCUCUAUGAGGAAUGUUCAGUGUCUCCAUUGAGGGUGGAGGGUGGAGUGUGCAGCGCUGCCCCAGGAAACACCUCUAGUGGCAUUCUGAGUGACGGUAUCCCUAGGAAGCAAAUACAGUGCCUAUGGGUUUGGAACCUGCUGGCAUUAUUAAGUAUGCAGAUUCUCAUAAAUGCCAGCAGAAUAUAGAAUAUUAUAUGGACGAGUUCAUAAGGGCCACAUACAGUAAUGGAGUCGCAGCUGUGAGCGGGCCAGUCACUCGAGUUGGCCUGGCCUGGCCGCAACCCCACCGACCGUGGGCCGUCUGCAUACCUUCAGGGCCAGUGUACUGCUGCACCAACCUGGGGCCCGUGGUUGCCUGGUUACCGUCCGGAGAGGAGAGCUGUGCUGCUCCCCUUCUGCCGCUGUGUGUAGCGUGGCAGAGCUGUCUGACAGGAAGAGCUCACUGAUUUCCUGUCAGUCCUGGUAACGCGGUUGGUCAGGGUGAACAGGUACACAAGGGGGGUGGGGAAGAGAAUGACACAUGGAGUGGCUGGGGGGAGAGGGAAUGGGACACAUGGGGGUACUGGGGAGAGGAAAUUACAUAUAUGGAGGUACUGGGCUAGGGAAUGACAGUCAUGGAGGGGCUCGGGGGAAUGGGACACAUGGAGGGUCUGGGAGCUAGGGAAUGACACAUAUGGUGGGGCUGGGAGGGAAUGGGAUACAUGGAGUGGCUGGGAGGAAAUGGGAUACAUGGAAGGACUUGGGGUGCGCAAAUGACAUGGAGGGGCUGAGGGGGAGGGAAUGAGAUAUAUGGAGGGGCUGGGGGGAGGGAAUGAGAUACAUAAAGGGGCUGUAGGGGAGCGAAUGACACACAUGAAGGGACUGGGGGGUGAGCAAAUGUGACACAGGGAGGGGCUGGAGAGGAAAGAGAAUGAGACACAUUGAGGGACUGGAGGGGUGAGGGAAUGGGAGACAUGGAGGUGCUGGGGGAAAGAGGGAAUGAGACACAUGGAGGGGUUGGGGAGGAGAGAAUGAGACACAUGGAGGGGUGGGGGGACUAGGGAAUGAGACACAUGGAGGGGCUGGGAGGGAACGGGACAUGUGGAGGGGCUGGAGGGGAGAAAAUGACACAAAUGGAGGGUCUGUUGCGGAGGGAAUGAGACACAUAGAGGGAGUGUGGAGGAGGGAAUGACACAAAUGAAGGGACUGGGAGGUGAGCAAAUGAGACACAUGGAGGGACUGGAGAGGUGAGGGAAUGAGACACAUUGAGAGACCUGGGAGGGGGGUAGGGGUGAGGUAAUGAGACACAUGAAAGUGCUGAGGGGAUGAGGGAAUGAGAAACAUGGAGGGGUUGGGGGGAAGAGAAUGAGACACAUGGAGGGGCUAAGAGGGAGGGAAUGAGACACAUAGAUGGACUGUGAGGGAGGGAAUGACACACAUGGAGGGACUGGGGGGGUUAGGGAAUGAGACACAUGGAGGGACUGGAGGAGUGAGGGAAUGAGAAAAGUCUCUGUUUCUUUUGCUCCUUCCCCAGCCCCUCUGUGUCUCUUUGUGUCAACCCAGACCCUCUAGGUGUCUCUCUUCCAAGCCCCUGUCUGUCUCUUUUGCCCCUUCCACAGCGUCUCUGUGUGUCUCUUUCUAUCCAUAGCGCCAUUUGUGGGUCUCUUCCCCUCCAGCGCCUUGUCUCUUUCUCCCCCAGCCCCUCUAUGCCACUUUGUGUGUCCCCAGCACCUUCAUGCAUCUCAUCACCCUACGUGUCUCAUUCCCCCCAAGCCUCUCCAUGUGUCUAAUUCUCCUAGCCUCCCCAUGUGCCUCAUUUUCUCAGUUCCACAUGUGUUUCAAUCCUCCAGCCCCCCCCCCCCAUGUUUUAAUUUCCUCUCCUCCCUCCCCAUGUGUCUUACCCUCCAGUGUUAAUGUUGGCGGCAAAUUUCAAUUUAGUUUUAGUCAUAGUGAGGGAAUGAGACACAUGGAGGGACUGGGAGGUGAGGGAAUGAGACACAGGGAGGUGCUUGGGGAAUGAGGGAAUGAGACACAUGGAGCGGCUUGGGGGAAAAAAAUGAGACACAUGGAGGAGCUGCUCCCCUUCUGCCACUGUGUGUAGCAUGGCAGCGCUGUCUGACAGGAAGUGCUCACUGAGAGAGGUCGGUCAGGGUGAACAGGUAGACACACAUGGAGUGGCUGGGGGGAGAGGGAAUGACACACAUGGAGGGGCUGUGGGGAAUAGGACACAUGGGGAGGCUGGGGGGAGAAAUUUUUUGCACCAGGAUCCAGUGAUUUCUAGUUACGCCUCUGGCCAAUAAAUAUGACUACUUUGUUAUAAUUGUUACUUUCCUCUUGCAGUCCACGGAUAAGCCUUGUAAUCAGUCAAAAAUCCUACAUCCUCUCCCCUCUCUUGCUGCUAGAAUACAACCAUGUCGUUUUGAACCAUAAUUGUUCACAAGGAACCGAGCGGAAACUUUUGAUGGAUACAUUUGUUUCUCCUCUGUGUGUAGUCUGGAUUUAGAAUGUAGAGAUGCUUUAUUUAACAUAUUUCAUUUUGCAUUGUUUUGAAAUGGAGCACUUAAUAAAACCUUUGUAUAAAAUGGUCAAACAAAAUAUUGUUUAUUCAAUACUGUAGGCUUAUUAGAAGAAGAUCUAAUAAAUUGUUAUAUUCCAAUCAGUUUACCGUACCAUCUUAUCAACCUUCUUGAUAUAUAUAUAUAUAUACUAGUCUACGUAUUUGCUUGUUUAGAAAGUAGUUUUGCUGACUCAAUGCUGUCUGUCAAAAACAAUUGAAAUACAUUACGGUGAUGCGCAAAAUGCAUUGUGUCAAGAAAUAUAAGAGAAACACGCAUUUUAAAGGAUAUGUUCACAUUCUUUUUUACAGUAAAUUUUAAACUAUAGUGGCAUCUAGUGGAUGAUUGCUAAUGAAACCAUAUAAAUUAAUUGCAUUAAUGUAUCAUUUAUUUUCUUCACAUUUCACUAACUUUUUAUUUUUGAAUAGGCUUUUUCUAAUUAGUGAAAUAUAUAUUCAGUGAAUUUGUGCUUCUGACAUGUAGAAGGGUCAACAAUGCUGCUUCUUUAAGCAGUUGACGAGCAUUACCCCACCGCUCUUAUCUUCCUCCAAUAACAUACCAAUCACUGUUUUUCCGUGAAUUCCUGCAUAUAUAUAUGUGAGACAUCACGUGUUUGCGUUAUUCAUGGAAAGAUGAAAGGAAUUUACCAGUAAGCCAAUCAAUCUAGAAUCCGAAUCAAAUCUAACAAAUGUAUGAGUAAACAAAUGAAACUAGAUUUCUAUCUAGCACAUAUAUUAGCAUGCCAAUAAAUCCAACAUUCAUAGAUUGUAAGCUCUUUGAGCAGGAUCUUCUUCACCUCUUGUCUCUGUUCUAUUUUCUAUGUAAAUUAACUUGUUGUCAGAUGUCCCCUUUUUAUAAUUGUGAACCACUGAAGAAUAUGUUGGAAUAUGCCACAAACACUGAUCAUCCACAACAUUAAAAUCACUUGCCUAAUAUUGUGUAGAUUCCCCUUGUGCUGAUGCAUCGAGGCAUGGGCUUCACAAGACCUCUGAACUUGUCCUGUGGUAUCUGGCACCAAGACAUUAGCAGCAGAGUCCUGCAAGCUGAGAGGUUGGACCUCCAUGGAUCCGAUUUGUUGUUCCAGCUGAAAAGGGCCAAUGACAAGCACACCCCAUCUCAAAGUGAGCAUGUUGGUUCAAUGCUCUUCCAGGGCAGACCAUGCGCAGAGCUCUGCUGAAGAGCUCUAGCAUGAGAAAAAGGCCCUGUAUUUAUUCUGCACAGCUCAAGCAAAUUUAAUAACAUGCUUGCAUUGUGUUUGCUUGAAACCUGUCUCUGGUGUCUCCAUUAAUGGGAUACCAGGAGACAAAAAUGCCAGGAAAGAGUAGUGUGCAUGUGUUUGGAGCCUGCUUCUGGAAUUGCGUGUGUGUAAAGUGAGCUGAUUGUGGUGUGGUUUUGUGUUAAUAGGUUGGUUUCAGUCAUGUUGUGUUUGUGGUGUAAUGUAAUCUAGGUGCUGUAGAGAGUGUGUGUAUAGGGGGCAUAGUGUGUAUAGGGGAUGUAGCGAGUGUGUGCAUACGGGCUGUAGUGUAGAGAGUGUGUGUUUAGGGAAUGUAGUAUGUGUUUGCUUACAAGGAAUCUAGUGUGUGCAUAGGGAAUCCAGAGUGUGUAUGUCAGAAAUGUAAUGUGUAUGUAGGUGGUGCAGUGUGUGUGUAGGGGAUCUAGUGUUUGUUUGAAGAACUCAGACUGUGUAUAGGAGAUCUAGUGAGUGUGUGUGUGUAGAGGAUUCAGAGUGUAUAUCGGGAUCUAGUGUGGUGUAUAUGUGUAGAUGAUCCAAAGUUGGGUAAGGGAUCUAGUGUGUGUCUGGAAUGUAGUGUGUUUAUGGGUGAAAUAUGUGUGUGAUGGGUUCUGUAGUAUAUAAAGAUAUAUGUUUGGAAGCAUUGUGUGUGUGUGAGUGGUGCAGUGUGUUUGGGGUCUGUUGUGUGUAUGUGUGAGGUGUGCUGUGUGUGUGUGAAGGGGGUAGUGUGUAUGUGUGAGGCCCAUGGCCAUCGCUGCCCACCAGACAUUUGAUGGGUGUUCCUGAUGGCCAGUCCGGGCCUGGUUCCAGCAUUUCCCAAAGAUGCUCAAUCAAAUUGAGAUUUGGGAAAUUUGGAGGCCAAGGCAAUAUCUUAAAUCUCUUUUGCAUGUUCCUCCAACCAUUCCUGAACAUAUUUUGUAGCAUGCCAUCAGGAAACAUCAUUGCCAUGAAAGGCUGUACAACAACCUCUAAGUAGAUGGUACAUGGCAAAGUAAUAUCCAAAGGAUUACCAGGACCCAAGGUUUCCCAGCAGAACAUUGCCUCUGCUGGUCUGCUUUCUUCCCCCAGUGCAUCCUGCUGCCAUCUUUUCCCUAGGUAAACGACGCACCCGGCCAUUCACCUGAUCUAAAAUAAAAACGGGAUUCAUCAGACAGGGCAACCUUCUUCCAUUGCUCCAUGGUCCAGUUCUGAUGAUCAUCUCCCCAUUUAAUGUGCUUUCAGUGGUGGACAGGGAUCAUCAUAGGCACUCUGAUUGGUCCUCGACUAUGCAGCCCCAUAGGCAGCAAACUGCGAUACACUAUGUGUCCUGACACCUUUCUAUCAUGGCCUUUCUAUCAUGUGGCCUUUCUAUCAUGGUUGUCAGCAAUUUGAGUGACAGUAGCUCUCUGUGUGAUUGAACCAGACGAGCUAGCCUUCGCUCCCCAUAUUCGUGAGCCUUGGUCCCCUGUGAUCCUGAUGCGGUUUACUGGUUGUCCUUCCUUGCACCACAUUUGGUAGGUACUAACCAUUGCAUACUGGGAGCACCUCACAAGACAAGGAGAUGCUCUGACUGCCAGCAUUAGCUGUGGGGGAGUGCUUUUUCAGGCGAACCCCCAAGACCACUAUUGGAAUGCUCGGUGAGUAGGCUGGCUGGAUGGAGGCCAGAUUUGUAGGACAGCAAAGCAUGUCAGUGGCUGGACUACCAGGGUCACAAAGGUCGCAACUUUUACAGAACUCUAGAGUUCCGCCUGUCAUGGGUGCCCAUCGGAGAUGGAAAUUGCAAGCAGGGCAGCAGCUUACUCUACUUAGUUUGCUUGCCUGCUGCUGCCCCUAAGAGUUCAGUGCCAGCUCCACUCCUCAACCAGGUCCUUGGUGGCCCGGUGGUAUAACCGACACUCUGCAUCCAUUCCGGUAGCCCUCUAUGAUAUCCUCUAUCUCACGACUCUGGCACUCAGUUAAUGAGUCAGAGCAGCCGAGGUGAUCCCCUUUUUCUCUUUGAGGGGUAAAGAAAAGAAGAAGUGAGGAGGAGAAGAGUCACCUCAAAUAGACUACAAGUGGUAUAUGAAAAAGACAUUAAAGGGCUCUAGAAAAUGCGAGUGAGCAUUCAGCUAAAGGGAUCUAGAAUGUGUCAUAUAUUUUUGUUUUUCCAUUGACAAAUGAUGGAAGAGUUAUCUUGACAUAUAUACUCCAAACUGUAUAUCCCUAUAUUAAGUAUACUGCGCCGAGAUUCUGUUAUUGAAUAAUUGUGGAUUUAAUGAGAUGCACUUACACAGGAGAAUUUUUAAUGCCCCUUUUAUGUACUUGCUAUGAUUUGCAUCUGAAUGGUUGUAUAUACUUUAAGUAUUCAUACUCUUUAUUCAUAGUUUAUUAGAUUUUAUACAAAUAGGAUAUAAAAUAUAUUAUUGAAUUUAAUAUGAGGAUUUGCAAGCUCACAAAAAAAUUGCAUUUAUGGUGAUUGCACUUUACUGAAUGUUGAUGUGACACAUGGCAAUUAAUUACAUGCUAAUUGCCCUCUAAAAUAAUAUUUAGGACACUAAACUAAAAAUGACACAUGAUAAUAUACGGUAUCUAUUGAAAAUGACAAAAUUCUGUACAAUUUACAAUUUAUAGGAAAUAUUUAAAUCAAGCGCUCCCCCAAUAUAUUAUGUUUUAUUUUUUUGUAUUUUUUAUUUUCAUAAGGAGAACAUAUUUGGCGUCUUGGAGCGGCUGAUCUAAAGAAUAAAUAUAACCAAAUAAGAAGUUAAUUAUAAUUAGAAGCACUUGAUAUACAUGACUUUUGCUUUGCAGUUUUGAACUAAUUAUGUCUUUGUUUGCCAAAACUCAUCAGAGUCUUUGUAAAACUCUACAGACAAUGAAUUUGUCAGGUUUCAUCUGUGAAGUAUUGGCUUAAGUCCAGGCAGAGCUAGUCCAAUGGUUGUUGGAGGCUGGGGUGUACUAUGACUUUGAUAAUGCACCCGACCAUCUGAUAUAUUCUAGUAAAACUAGAUGUACUAGUGCCCACCAUUGAUAUAGGACCAUAAGUUGUUUUCCCAGAUGGAUAUGAAAUAUGAUGUAAAAAUAUAAGGUAAAAGCGCACACAAAAUAGUAAGAAGCGUUUACCUUACAUAUACAUGUAAUGUUAUGACUGGUAACUGAUAGCAGAUUUUCCUUCUAUUUAUGCGAAGGUUAUACCCGAUAACACAUGGUACAGUUUACCUAUACAGAAAUAUAAGCACAUAACAAAACAUAGUGUAACCUGUAUAUAAUAAUAAAUAAUAUGGAGAUUUUGAGCUAAAACCACUCACAAUUUAUUGAGCCGAUUGAAAGUUGGCUCGGAACUUAUACAGCUUUUAUGUCUUUUUCACGGACAUAGAUACUUUUUCUCCUUUCAAUGGAUUCUCCGAUUAAUCAUUUUCCCGUAUAAUGGAAGUUUCAAAUCAGGAGCCAGGAGUUGGAGAUAUUUUAAAAAUAAUUUAUUACUUUAUAAAAAGCAAAAUAAAAGAUGCACAACGCGUUUCAGCCAUGAGCAUAUGGUCUUCCUCAGGUGCUGCCAUGAAAUAUGAGAUGUUUUUGUGAUCAUGCACAAUACUCUAAUUUGAGAAUGUUCGAACUUCAUUUUCUCCUUGUUGGAAUCCCGAACAUCUUUCCAAAAAAUGUUUACGGGAUUGAAUGUGGCUGCCUGUAUUCCUUAUUGAUUCCCAAUGUGAUAUAGUAACUUUUUACUACUUCACUCUCCCUAGUGAUCCAUCUAAGGGUAAAUACCUAACGACUGUAAUAUAAAAAUGACUACUUUGUCGUGAUUUUUGCUCACAUACGGGACUGACUUUUUAUUGUAAUCGUUGUUUCUCUUGUGCAUGGAUGUCAUUGUUUGUUCUCUUUCUUUUUGUCCCUGUUAUGUAUCUGUAGAUAGCAGAGCAGCAGACUCGGAGGAGAGAUUAAUGAACAGCCUUCUGAGGAAAGACAGAUAUAACAAACUUAUUCGACCGGCGUAUAACAGCUCUCAGCUCGUCUCAAUCAAACUCCAGCUGUCUCUGGCUCAACUAAUCAGUGUGGUGAGAACAGUCAGAGUCCAAAUGAUCUUCACACAAAAAAUAAAAUUCUUCUUCACUUGGAAGGGUCAACAUCAUACAGUCAUUGACAAUGAGGCAUGUGCCUCAUAGAAAGAGACCGAACUCAGUGUCAGUAGGAAAAAUACUUGGGUGUGACUAAGUCCUAAUUCUUUAAAAGAGUGCUGUCAAACUGGCAGUCCUAGCCGCCCACCAUAUAAUUUUUUACGGUGCCACCCAAGAGACAGUAAUCACAUAUAAGUGUAUUUGUAUUGGAUUUUCGUAUUGGAUUGGAUUAGUGGCAAAUCUGUUUCCCCAUUGUCUGUCACUGUGUCUUUCCGAGACAUACAUUUUGUGACCAUAAUGAUGUGAGAUCACAUCCCUUCUGCUUACGUACUGCCUUCUGUCACCCACAAAAUGAUAGUUGAAGAAGAAGCAGCAGAGAUGCAAAGACAUCAAGGUACACUAGACUAGCGUAUCCUCACUUAUCAAUUAAUAUUAUUGAGACACAUAGGAAAGUCAUGGAGAUGUGUCUUCUAAAGCAGUGCUUCUGAAUCCUCUCCUCAAGAAAUACCUAACAGUCCAGGCUUAGGGAUUACCCGGGUGUUUUUAGUUUUUUUUUUUUUUUAAACAACUUAGACACACCUGGGUAAUCCAUAAAGCCUGGACUGUUAGGUGUGCCUUGACGAGAGGGUUGAGGAGCACUGUUCUAAAGCACAGAGCUCUUUGCUCCAUUUUGUAAUUUGUGGAGACUUGAAGGUGCAACAUUUUGGCCUGAAAGAUGUUAAAAACAGGCCUGAAGUCAGUUGAUUUCUGUGCUGCGUUAGACUGCCUUGGCUUGUUAAAAUUCCAUCUAUGAUGAAGGUAAUUUAAAUACUGUAUGUUAGCCAAAGGAAAUGUAGCUUGCACUUAGGGAUGUUUACUAGAUAAUAGGAAUGGAACUAGUCCUCAGCUAACCCCCUUCUGAGAUGUCAGGAGCAAAUCAGUAAUGGAUAUCGCAGCACUUAGAAUAGUCACAAAUAAAACAUAAUAUAAUCAUAAUUACCAUAAUAUAGUUAAACACAGGGUUGUAGCAUGGUUUCUGGAUAUUUCUCACCAUCUGGUCUAGUCUUUGCAAUACAAUGGGCUUUAUUCAUUAAACAGUGAGUUGCAGUGAAUUAAAGACCAAAUUGUAAUAUUUAGACCAAACCAGCUGAUUUGGAAAAUGUCUCCAAGUGAGCUAUAAUGAACGCUUAGCUGUUUUAACCUGAAUUUGGCUUCCAAUUCACUCUGUUUAGUGAACAAGCCCUUUUUGUUUUUUUUAAUAAGGAUAAGUAAGCACUAAUUCUAUCUGAGAUUGCACUGGUCAGUGUGCGUUUAGACAUUUCUGAGUGCUUCAUUAUUGAUCUAUGUUGACAUUAUAUCCAUACUGUGUUUGAUAACGAGCAGCUUCAAUGUCCACAGCCAUUCUCUAGUUUAUUAAAGGAACACUUAGUAUUAGGAACACAAACCUGUCAUUCAAUUUGUUACCAGACUGUACUAACUAAGCAGAAAAGUCUGAUAAUCAACCAGCUGUGGCUCUUGCCUUCUCCUAGCAGACACUACCAGACCAAGCUCCCUGAAAUCCGACCACCUGGUCCUCUAUCUGUGCAGGUUAUAUGCUUUGAUUCAGCCCACCAACUCAGGCUGGUCGUGUAGAAUUAGUCUACUAGUUGACUCAAAACUCAGUGGCGGACGGUGAAACCUUUAACUAUGUGAAGAUUCUACAUCAUGCAUAGUAUAAGGGUGCUAUUUUAACAGCUGGGGUGCUCAGGGACAAGCUAUCUGGGGAUAGCUCAUAUGUGGGGCUUACUAAUUUCUAAAAGUAUGUUUUGGGGGAUAUUCUGUUAAAGCACCCUGUUGUCUGGAGGUUGAUUAGAUUAGCGGUACUCAACCUAGUUAUGUCCCCAGACACAGAGGUGCCUUGGUGGGAUCCUCAUUGCUUUUCUUAAUGACUCCAGUUGGGGGCCAAGGGGGGAGGGUGGGUUCUGUGUAUAAAUGUGUGCACUGUAACCCAAUAAAGCAUUCCUGUUUUUACCCUUCAUCAAGUUUAGACUGAUAAUUGGGUGGGCUGCUUUAUAUCACUGAAUACGCUGCAAAAAAAAAGAGAGGCUUUGGUGGAGAUACUCUGGUUGAGUAUUGGAGCUCUGCAACACAAUUCAUACCCCUUAAAAAUCUAAAUAAAAAUUGAUUAAAAAGGUUUUACAUAUCUUUUCUUUCCCACUGCUUAGAUCCAUUUCCUGCAGCAGCUAGAUCUGCCUCCCGCAGCGUCACGCUGACACUUUUAAAAGUCCAAUCCAAUGGUCCUUAUAGAGCAGCAUUGGGAACAAAAGGUCCAUGUACCACCACCACUGCAUUCCUAUUGGAGGUUAGCUGUGGGAACAGAGUUUGACUAAGUUCUCACAACGGAAGUGCCUUUAGUGGUGGUCAGGUAGACAGCCACUAAAGACAUAUUUAAAGUGAGCCUUUAACCCCUUAAGGACACAUGACAGAAAUAUUCCGUCAUGAUUCCCUUUUAUUCCAGAAGUUGUGUCCUUAAGGGGUUAAUUAAAUAAUAAACUUAAUUUAAAUGUUCCCAUAUACAUUGAAUACAUCAUAUAUCACAAAAACAUAUAGAGAUUUACUGGUUAUGGUGGUUAAUAGAAUUUCCUAUUUCCAUUUAACGUAACCUCUGCCAACAUCUGAUGUGGAACAAUCUCCCUGCAUCAAAAUAGUACAGAAAUCCAAAGACCCUAAAGCAGGAAUCUCAAACUCUCCCCCCGUCCCAAUCCCCCACCAGAUGCUGAUGGCUUACAUCUUCCAGAAUUCUUUAAAUGCAGUAGAUGGGUAGAGAAUUAUGGGAAAUCUAGUUCAGCAAAUUCUAGCAGUGGGAAGCGGAGUUUGAGAUGCCUACCCUAAAGAGCUCCUAAGAGACUUAGAUGGAACGUUGUUGCAUAAUUAGUUAUUUGGCAUUAUGUCUGCAGUGUUAAUGGAAUCACUUUGUGAUUUUUCAAUUGUUUUAAGUAAACAUCAAAAUGAACAAACAGGACAUGGGUUGGCUUUCAGCUGUUUUGCUUAGAAACACAAAUUACAUAAAGCUUAUUAUUGGAGUACCGGCACUUAUUGUAAUAACAAAAUGCGCUUGUAGUUAUCUAAUAUCCUUCAAUAACAUUUGCACAAUAUUUUCAGGAAUAUAAGAAAUCUUUAUGUUUUAGGAUGCAGUGGAUAUGAACGCUACAUAAAAACAUGACGUGCUUUUUAAUUGAGUUACAAAAUCAAUUCGAUUUAAUGUGCAUUACUCGUCUUAUUGAAUUUACUCGUGUGCUCUGCCUUUUCUCCCAGCUAACAUGUUGUCAUGUAAAUCUUAUCCAGGCAGAUAUUUAGGGCACAGAUAAAGCUUUGCUGCUGUAACAGUGUACUUAAAGAGACACUAUAGUUACCAGAACAACUACAGCUUAAUGUAGUUGCUUUGGUGAGUAUAAUCAGUCCCUACAGGCAUUGUCAUGUAAACACUUUGCAUUACCUCUUAGGGACAUCUACAGUGGCCACUCUUCAUAUGGCCACUGGUGGUGCUUUCUGUGACAGAGCUGCACAGUAGGCAGCACUGCCGUUCACCGUGCUGAAAUCUCCUCAUAGAGAUGCAUUGAUUCAGUGAAUCUCUAUGAGUAGGUGCUGAUUGGCCAAGCCAGCGUUUGGCCCCGCCCCAUCCCGCCUCCUUGCUGAAAUUCAAAUUUCUGAUGAUGUCAGCAAGGAGGAGGAUCGAAGGUGGGGCCAACGCUGGCAAACCCACACGGUGCUGUUAAUAAGGUACGUUUUAUUACCUUUUAAGGGGACAUGUAACACUGUAUGGUCAGGAAUACAUGUUUGUGUUCCUCACCCUUUAGUGUUCCUUUAAGCCUACAAGGACAAAGGUCUAUAUUGGACUCAAUAUACCAUAUCAGAAAUGAAAAAUCAACCAAUAAUAAGCCAGUCUUCUCCAACCAUGCAUGUACAAAGGACGUAAUUGGCUGUAUUUUAAAAGAGAACAAGAACAGUAUUAGGCAGAGGGGAAAGUGGGUAUCAAGACUGAUGGGCUAAAAUUUAGUUUCUUGCAAAAAUGAGCAAGAUAAAUUUAAGGGACACUAUUGUUAUCAUUUGUCUCAUUUAACUCUUCUAUGCCAGUAUGGAAAAAUAAUAUAUUACUGGAAAAAAGUAUCCAUAUUUGUCUUCUACUAUUGUCAUGCACCAUCCUGCCAUCCCUCCACUGUGUGAGGAUGUCUCCGCUGCACAAAGUGGACUGAUAGAAAUAGUGACAGCGAGUAGUAGCUGGCCGGUAAAAAUAGCAACAUGGUUGAAAAGAAGCCGAGAAACUCCUAUCAUUGUUCUUGUUUUAAGAACUAACUGGAUACAUUUGAAUAUUUGGAUUAAGAAAGUUAACAAAACGUACAAAUACAUCUUUUAAUACAAUUGAUUUUUUAUUAUAUUUUUUUUUUAUAGAAUGAACGGGAGCAAAUUAUGACAACAAAUGUUUGGCUAAAUCAGGCAAGUAUAAUUACUAUUACCUGGGAAGCAGUAUUUAAUGUACAGCAUGUUUAUAUAAAAAAAGGGCAUUUAUCCCGAAGUGGAGCAAAUUCUAUUUCUAUUCUAAUUAGUACUAACAAGAAAGGAAUGCAUCUUUCAUACUCCAAAUCUUUGUGUUAUUAUUUAUUAUUCAAAAUGUGUUUUUUUUUUUUUGCCUUCUUUUUGAUCAACAUCAACAACAGAUGUGAGGAAGGUUGAACUUGAUGGAUGCAAGUCUCUCUUAAGCCUAUGUAGCAUAAACGUUCUAUUCUUUAUGGUAUAGUAAUAUAGUGAUAUAUUUUAUUAAACAGUUACUCGAAAGUUUAACGUUAAAAGAGAGAUUUAGUAUUAAAUAAUUUUAUGAUAAUUAAAAUUAACAGCCUUCCAGCUGAAGUGGUAGAGGUUAACACUGUAAAGGAGUUUAAGCAUGCGUGGGAUAGGCAUAAGGCUAUCCUAACUAUAAGAUAAGGCCAGGGACUAAUGAAAGUAUUUAGAAAAUUGGGCAGACUAGAUGGGCCGAGUGGUUCUUAUCUGCCGUCACAUUCUAUGUUUCUAUGUUUCUAUGAUUGUAAUUCCAAGAUAUAAGACUGAGUGACACAAACUUUGUGUUGAUAAGGUUUUAUGUCUGAGUAACUACAAAUCUGUGCAUAUCUUAGACAUAUUACCCUAAAACAUGGCUAUCUCUUGACCCGGGUAUUGGUAGAUCAUCCAAUUGUUUGCUCCAGCAAGCUUUUUGACUUUAUUCUCUCUGUACCCAUAUUUCUAAACUGGUUGGUAGGUCUGUGAGAUAUUUUAAAGGCUAUACAUGUUAAAACAAGAUGACCAUUAUUUUUUCUCGCUUAUAAAUUCAGGAGUGGGUAGAUUACCGACUCACCUGGAAUCCAUCGGAAUAUGACGGAAUAAAAAAACUUCGUAUCCCAUCAAAACAGAUCUGGCUACCAGACAUCGUCCUAUACAAUAAGUAAGGCGACCUGUAUAUAUCAAAUUGUUUUGAUUGUACAAAAAAAUAUGUACCAAAUAAUAAAGGCAUAUAAGAAAACAGUAUUGUAAAUAAAUAACAUCUCUCAGUGUGUAACAUAAAGUAUUUUCCACAAUCCUCUCACAUAUACAUUAUUCAAUAUGUGUGUGCAUAUAUUAUUAUUAUUUUAGUUUAUUAUUUAUAUAGCGCCAUCAAAUUCCAUAGCGCUGUACAAUGGGUAAUAUAUAUAUAUAUAUAUAUAUAUGAGAGGCAGGAUGCCUGGUGUUCUGGGAGGGGUUUGUUGCUGACCUAUAUCUACCCCCUCCUCCCAGCCUCCUCCUGGUGUUCUGUCUGUGUUUUUGGAAACCCACGCACCUCUCCCUUUUUUAUAUACUCCUUCAAUAGGUGGGUCCUCUUUUUCAGGCCCUACUCCAUCCGUUGGUUUCGGCACACCUCCACCGACUUGCUACUACUUAUAUAACUCAAUCCUUAUUGUAUGCCUCGGCCUUCUGGUACUGACCAGAAAUAUAUAUAUAUAAACAAAGAAGGAUCCAGGAUGCACUCACAGGACAUUGGUGAAAAAAUAUUCUGAGUUAUUUAAAUAAUGUGCAUGCAGCCAAAAAAACAACCGACGUUUCAACCCCUGCAGGUUUUUUUCAUGGCCUUGAAAAAGACCCGCAGGGGUUGAAACGUCGGUUGUUUUUUUUGGCUGCAUGCAAAUUAUUUAAAUAAAUCAGAAUAUUUUUUCACCAAGUCCUGUGAGUGCAUCCUGGAUCCUUCUUUGUUUAUAUAUUGGACACAUCAUGGAUGGCACCCAGGCAGGUAUAUUGGAAAUUCAGAGAAAGGAGAGUGCCAAGCUUUCUACUUAUUAUAUAUAUGUUAAAUAUAAAUAUAUAUAUAUAUAGUUAAUACAUUGCUAAAAACAAAUACACACACCAGUCAAGUCAUAAGACUUGCUUUUCCCACAAAAAUCUUGCUUUAACAGUCCUCUCACUACUGCAUGGGAUUCUGGGUAGGUGUAUAUAAAUGAGCUCAACAAAAAGCACACUUUUUCCCCCACCACAACUCUUUUGGUAUAUAUUAUGUUUCUCCUUCAGCUAUGGAGACUAAGACUGGAAGUCAAGAUAAAGGUAACAUAAAGAAUUAGUAAGCUGGACCAGCUUCACAGAGGUGGGUGCAGACACCUCUGAAUUCCGCCUUUUGGUCUCUGAAGUCGAAGGUGCAGCCUGCACUGAGGACAGCGCAGAGCCAUGCAGGGAGAUCUGGGGAGGGUGGGAGGGAAAGUCAGCAGAGCCAAAGCUAUAAUUGUAGCACCGACUCUUUUGUCUGGACAGCCAUUGCAGGUGAAAUAGGUGUGUAAAAAAUGAAUUAAUUUGCAAUGGUUAAAAUUGUGUAUGCAUGAUUUCAAGACAUUGCUACAUACCCUGGCAAUCGUGUAUAGACAAUUGGCAGCAUGAAGGGGCUAUGGAAGAUAGAGGAGAAUAACAGCUAAUGAGCUGCAGAAGGCAUACUUUGAGUUAUUUUAUGAAGAAGGCUGGGAGUAGUAAGAAAAUGAAAAGACAUAAUAAUCGAAUAAAGCUACGAAAAAAAACUUUUUUUCAUAUAGAAUGUGCAUCUCCACUUUGGGAAAUACUAUAAAAGCAUAUUGUCCUCAUAACUUCAGUUUGAUGUGAAAUUUAGGAAUGCCCUUCACAAAAUAUUGUAUCACUUGUAUUUUUCUUCUAGUGCUGAUGGUACAUAUGAGGUCUCAUUGUUCACCAAUGCAAUUGUACAGAACAAUGGAAGCAUUGCUUGGCUACCUCCUGCUAUCUACAAGAGCGCUUGCAAGAUAGAGGUAAAACAUUUUCCUUUCGACCAACAGAACUGCACUUUGAAGUUUCGCUCCUGGACAUACGAUUACACAGAAAUUGAUCUUGUGCUUAGUACAGCCUAUGCAAGCAUGGAUGACUUUACACCAAGUGGAGAAUGGGACAUCAUAGAGCUUCCAGGAAGAAGAACAACCAACGCAGUAGAUCUCACAUAUGUUGAUGUAACAUAUGAUUUUAUUAUUAAGAGGAAACCUCUUUUCUAUACCAUCAAUUUGAUUAUUCCUUGUAUCCUUAUUACCUCCUUGGCUAUAUUAGUAUUCUACCUUCCAUCAGACUGUGGUCAGAAAAUGACCUUAUGUAUUUCGGUGCUUCUUGCACUGACUGUGUUCUUGCUUCUUAUUUCUAAAAUUGUUCCACCAACUUCUUUAGAUGUUCCUCUCAUCGGGAAAUACCUAAUGUUCACUAUGGUGUUGGUAACAUUUUCCAUUGUCACAAGCGUCUGUGUCCUUAAUGUCCACCACAGAUCUCCUAGCACACACACAAUGCCAACAUGGGUCAAAAACUGUUUUCUAGAGAGACUUCCAGUGUUCCUCUUCAUGAAAAGGCCAGCGCAAGCCUCACCAAACCAAAAACUCCACAGGAGAAAUGCUCAACAUGAAUCGAUCAGAAACUCAAACUGUUUUGUAAAUGCAUCAACUGCAAGAACAUAUGACAGAAGCGACCAGGCAGAGAAUCUCAGAAACCAAGAAUUCCGAUGUAGAACCUCCAGGAAGCUUUCUCCCGAAGUCCAAGAAGCCAUGGAAGGUGUAACCUUCAUAGCAGAUCACAUGAAAACUGAGGAUGAAGACCAAAGUGUAAGACUUUAUCACUUAUAAAUAGCAGUUUAUUAAUAUUGUCACAUGAGAAUAUUACAUAUUUUUUAUUUUCUUAUUUUAACUGUUCCACUGUUCUUUUUAAUGACUAUCUUUACAAUGUUCACUUGUCACUGGAUGCAUCUAUUUACAUUGGUAAUUAUGAUAUCUUUCAAAUUAUAUAAUAUUGUGAAGUUCUUAUUCUGGGAUUGGCACAUAUUACUAUCCCUAAGUAAAAUAUAGAUAUGAAUAAUGCUUUUCACAGGGAUUCCCUAGUACAUGUACCUAUUUUAAAAGAAAAGACCCUUUCUUUCUUGCCAUUUGUGGGACCCGCACUGCUUUCAUACACAUUAUCUCAACUUCUAAGUUACCAAAAGAUCUUUGUUUUUAAGGACAUCCAUUAAUUAGAUGACCGAAUUCUGCUUUAAUCUUCUAAACAUUUUAUAUAUAUUUAGCAUUAGCCAAAUUCCUGUAUAUAUAAGAUAAAACAUUUAGAAAAUGUAAAUGUUCCCACUAUUUCUGCCUAAUUUAAAAGCUGUAUAGUGCAAUUAAUUAUUUCAAUUUCUAAUGCGUUCCCUUGAUUUUUCUCCACUCUAAUCUGCCUCCACUCUCUGAGCUCUUUGCUCACUCUCCUCUUAAUACCUUCUUGAUCCACCAUUUUAAUCUGUCAUCCCAUAGCUUAAAGGACCACUAUAGUGCCAGGAAAACAUACUCAUUUUCCUGGCACUAUAGUGUCCUGAGGGUGCCCCCACCCUCAGGGUCCCCCUCCCACCUGGCUCUGGAAGGGGGAAAGGGGUAAAAACGUACCUUUUUCCAGCGCUGGGCGGGGAGCUCUCCUCCUCCGAUCCUCCUCUUCUCCUCCCAUGCGGCUAAAUGCGCACGCGCGGCAAGAGCUGCGCGCGCAUUCAGCCGGUCACAUAGGAAAGCAUUAUCAAUGCUUUCCUUUGGAUGCUUGCGUGCUCUCACUGUUAUUUUUACAGUGAGAAGCACGCAAGCGCCUCUAGCGGCUGUCAAUGAGACAGCCGCUAGAGGAAUUGGGGGAAGGCUUAACCCAUUCAUAAACAUAGCAGUUUCUCUGAAACUGCUAUGUUUAUAAAAGAAUGGGUUAAGCUUAGCUGGACCUGGCACCCAGACCAGUUUCUUUAAGCUGAAGUGGUCUGGGUGCCUAGAGUGGUCCUUUAAGUAGAUCUCUGCUCACCAUGAUGCACAUUAACCCACUCAUCCAUCCUGUGCCCCAUACACUUUGUGUUCUACUUCAAACUUUGCCUCUGGCUCAAUCAUACAUACGAGACCUUCCAGUGGUGUCCUCACAGUCACAUUUUUCUCAGUCUUUCUCAGAUGUUCCUAAUUUCAGCCAUACCUCUUUGUCCAUGUUUCCAUCUAUGGACUUCCCAGACUUCCUGCCCUUCUCCAACUUCUCAUACCAUCCUCGGGGAUCUACUACCUUUUUUUGCAUUAUGCAACUUCCCUGCUUCAUAUGUUUCCCUGGUGUUUAUAUUGUCCUGAGGUUCUCUAGUGAACAAGAUAAGGUGUUUAUCAUUCACUCAUUUACCCCAAUAUUUGUAUAAAUAUUCACUUCCGAUCAGUUCUAACACCCGGGUUUUAUUUUUCAGAUAAUUGAAGAUUGGAAAUAUGUUGCCAUGGUCGUGGACAGACUGUUUCUUUGGAUAUUCAUCAUUGUUUGUGUUGUUGGAACUGUCGGACUUUUCAUUCAACCCAUACUACAAAUGCACAUUCCACCUGAUAAUCACUGAUAUGCAUAAAGCUAUGCCAAUCAACAUGACAUCUCCAGGUUUAUAGUUAUUUAUUGCGCUGGAGCCAAAAGGAUCAUAGACAAGGAUAUCGGUUUCUCACAGUCAAUGUACAGGUUUUAAUAAAGUUCUUUUUUUUCUUCUUAUAUUUUAACCUGGAUUGUUUGACUUGCAUUGCUUUUUUAUUAUCAGAAACCGAUUUUUUAAUAAAAAAAAUAAAAUGUAUCAUGUAUAAAAUAAAAGUGUAUCUUAACUUUUUUAGAUACCAAAAUGUGCUAUUAAUGUUAGAGGCUUAAAGGAACGGUUAAAGGAUCUUAACAUGUAUAGCGUGGAGGAAAGACGAGACGGGGGGAUAUGAUAGAAACAUUUAAAUACAUAAAGGGAAUCAACACAGUAAAGGAGGAGACUAUAUUUAAAAGAAGAAAAACUAUCACAACAAGAGGACAUAGUCUUAAAUUAGAGGGGCAAAGGUUUAAAAAUAAUAUCAGGAAGUAUUACUUUACUGAGAGGGUAGUGGACACAUGGAAUAGCCUUGCAGCUGAAGCGGUACAGAUUAACACAGUAAAGGAGUUUAAGCAUGCGUGGGAUAGGCAUAAGGCUAUCCUAACUAUAAGAUAAGACCAGGGACUAAUUAAAGUAUUUAGAAAAUUGGGCAGACUAGAUGGGCCGGAUGGUUAUUAUCUGUCGUCACAUUCUAUGUUACUAUGUUACUUUAAUUUCUUUAAUUAUCUAUAUUGAUACUUUUUAAUUAUUAAUCCACCUAUCCCGUUACUUCCCUGAUUUUCCCUGCUUGUGUUGCCAUUAGAAGUGAUCUUGGGCUGGAAUCCACUGUUUUCCGACCCAAGAUAACACUUACCUGGCCAUGCACUCACAGACCAGUGUACAUCUGAACAGCUUUCACAGUGGCCUUCACAUCUCCUGAGUUAAUCAGAAUUGUCACAAGUAAAGAGAAAAUAGCACUGAGGAUAAAUGCUGUGAAAGCUAUCAAACGGGCAGCAGAAUGCCUCCCGGCCAUCCCCAACCAGGGCCAUCACACAGAUAUGUACCUGACAUAGCACACACUCAAGGUUCAUCAUUGUCAGGAUCGUGACAGGGAUCCAACACGCAGAAUACAAACAGGAGAUAGGUACGUAUACCGGACCUUAGAAUGGCCGGACUAACGUAAGGAGGAAGCAAAAGAAUGGUCAGAGACAAGCCGAGGUCGAGGGAACGAGAGAUCAGGUAAGCGAGAGACAAGCCGAGUCAAAAGGACAAGAGAGGAAAGCAGGGUCAAAAUACAAGCCGAGUCAGGAACCAAAAGACAAUAGAGGUAAGUGCACUGAGUGACCAGACUAGCUAGAACCACGACAGGGCAAUGAAUCAUUCCACAGAACCCUUUUUUAUACCUUGGCUCUUUAACUGUUGGCUCCGCCCCCAACGAGUCCUGAUUCGUUGUUCGGCACUUGGUUGCCGUGAUUGACGGGUCGGAACGUGAUUGCCGUCAUGACGUCGGCUACUGAGCGCCGCGUCAUAAAAGGAGGCGGAGCUAUCGCGGCCGGCGUGUAAACGACCGGGAGGAGUGCAAGGAUCGGGUGAGUCAGCCCCCCUGGGAGGAUGGACGUCUAGGUGUCUAACCUCCUCCGAGGUAGACACCAAAGGUAACCUGACAGUACCCCCCCUCUCAGAAACGCCCACCGGGCGGAAGGAACCGGGGCGGGACGGAAAACGAGCAUGAAAUGCCCGGAGGAGACGAGGGGCAUGCACAUUUUCAUGGACCACCCAAGACCUUUCUUCAGGCCCAUACCCCUUCCAGUCAACAAGAUAUUGCAACUUCCCCCGAGAAAUACGAGAAUCGAGAAUGGAUUUGAUUUCAUAUUCCUCCUGACCCUCAACCUGGACAGAGAGAGGGGAGGACUCAGCGGAGGAAAAUCUGUUGCAAACCAAAGGCUUCAACAAAGAAACAUGAAAAGAGUUAGGGAUGUGCAGGGCAGGCGGAAGGGCAAGACGAUACGCAACCGGGUUAAUCCGACACAGAACCUUGUAAGGGCCUAUGUAACGAGGGGCAAAUUUCAUGGAAGGAACCUUCAAGCGGAUGUUUCUGGUACUCAACCACACCCUAUCACCCGGGGCAAAAACCGGAGCCACCCGUCUCCGUUUGUCAGCGUGUCGUUUGAACACCAUGGAAUUCUGAAGAAGAAUUCGUCGAGUCUGAUCCCACAACUUUCUCAGAUUGGCGACAUGAACAUCAACCGACGGAACCCCUUGGGAAGGGGAAACCGACGGAAGAAUGGAAGGAUGAAAGCCAUAAUUCAAGAAAAAGGGGCUAGAACGAGUAGAAUCACAAACGAGAUUGUUGUGUGCAAACUCUGCCCAAGGAAUCAGACCAACCCAAUCGUCCUGGUGUUCAGAAACAAAACAACGCAAAUAUUGUUCAAUCUUUUGGUUGGUGCGUUCGGCAGCUCCGUUGGACUGGGGAUGAUAGGCAGAUGAGAAAUUCAACUUGAUGCCUAAGUGAGAACAGAAAGACUUCCAAAAGCGGGAAACAAAUUGGGAACCUCUAUCAGAAACAAUUUCAGAGGGAAUACCAUGUAAACGAAAAAUCUCCCUCGCGAAUAUCUCAGCUAAUUCGGGAGACGAGGGCAGUUUAGGCAAGGGCACGAAAUGAGCCAUUUUAGUAAACCUGUCAAUCACCGUGAGAAUAACAGUAUGUUUUUUAGAAACAGGCAAAUCGACAAUGAAGUCCAUAGCCAAACACGACCAUGGUCUCUCGGGAAUUUCUAAGGGGUGCAAAAGUCCACAAGGGAGCGCGUGAGGUUGUUUAGUCUUCAUACAGACAGCACAUGCCCUGACGAAAUCCCUUAUAUCCUUACGAAGGGAAGGCCACCAGAAAUCUUUAGAAAUCAGGGAACACGUUUUGCGUAUGCCGGGGUGCCCAGCAAUUUUACUGUCAUGAAAGCAAUGUAGCAGUUCCACUUGGAGCUCAGGAGGAACGAAGUAUCGAUCCCCAGGAACAGGUUUGGGAGCUAGAUGUUGUACUUUCUUGAUCUCAGCAAGCAACGGCGAGUGUAUCCUGACACAUGUGUUGGCAAUAAUAUUACACUUGGGAACGAUAGAAGACAAAGCUACUUCAGACACCGUAGAAGGUUCAUGUUGACGGGACAAUGCAUCUGCCUUAGAGUUCUUAGAACCAGGUCUAUAAGUGAGCACGUAAUUGAAAUGUGUCAGAAACAAGGACCAACGAGCUUGCCUGGCGGACAAGCGCUUGGCCUCCCCUAUAUAGGACAAAUUCUUGUGAUCCGUCAAAAUAGUAACCGGUUAUAAUGUCCCCUCCAACAAAUGUCUCCAUUCCUUUAAAGCCAUAAUGACCGCUAACAGUUCCCUAUCACCAAUGUCAUAUCUACUUUCAGGCCCAGAUAAUUUCUUGGAAAAAAACCCACAUGGAUGUAACGGUUUAUCCAAACCUAGCCUUUGGGACAAGAUAGCGCCUAUACCUGUCUCCAAGGCGUCAACCUCGAGUAGAAAAGGCAAAGAUGUGUCAGGAUGAACUAAUAUCGGUGCUGAGGCAAAAUGUUCUUUGAGUGUUUUGAAAGCAGAGAGAGCCUCUGUAGACCAAGUCUUGGUAUCAGCACCCUGUCUAGUCAUAUUGGUAAUAGGAGCAAUAAUAGAAGAGUAACCUUUAAUGAAGCGCCUAUAAUAAUUGGAAAAUCCGAUAAAUCUCUGAAUGGCCUUGAGUCCCCUGGGCACUGGCCAAUCUAAAAUCGAUUGGAGUUUAAUGGGGUCCAUCCUAAAUCCGUCUCCAGAAAUAACGUAGCCAAGAAAGUUUAUCUGAGAUUGGUCGAAGCUACACUUCUCCAAUUUGCAGUACAAUCCAUGUUGUAACAGUUUGCGCAGUACCCUUCUGACUUGUCUGUGGUGAGUCUCAAUCUCUCUAGAGUGUAUUAGUAUAUCAUCCAAAUAUACUAUAACGCAUUCAUGCUGAAAUUCCCUAAGAACCUCAUUAAUAAGGUCCUGGAAUACUGCAGGUGCAUUGCAAAGCCCGAAGGGCAUUACCGUGUAUUCAUAGUGGCCAUAACGGGUAUUGAAAGCUGUUUUCCAUUCGUCUCCCUGCUGAAUUCUCACCAAGUUAUAAGCUCCCCUCAAAUCUAACUUGGUAAAAAUCUUGGAGCCUUUCAGUCGAUCAAAGAGCUCAGUAAUCAAAGGAAUAGGAUAAGCAUUUCUAACAGUUAUCUUAUUCAAGCCUCGAUAAUCAAUGCAAGGCCGUAGAGUGCCGUCUUUUUUAUCUACAAAAAAGAAACCGGCCCCGGCCGGAGAAGAUGAUCUCCUAAUAAAUCCUUUGUCUAGGUUUUCACGUAUGUACUCCUCUAGGACUAAGUUUUCCUUAGUGGAUAAAGGAUAUACCGUACCCCUCGGAGGCAUAGUACCAGGUAGGAGUCUAAUUUUACAGUCGAAAGACCUAUGUGGAGGUAAAGUAUCAGCCCUCUUUUUGUCAAAGACUGCCUUUAAAUCCAGGUACUGCGACGGUAUCUGUAAAUCUGUAGAUUGGGAAGAGUUAACCGGGGCGUCAACCCUGCAAAUCGGUGAGACUUUCUGCAAACAUCCUCUCUGGCAACCCUGACCCCAGGAGACUAUCUCACCCAGUUCCCAGUCAAUGAUAGGGUUAUGCUUCUUAAGCCAGGGGUACCCCAAGACUAUAGGAACUGAAGGAGAUGAGAUCAGCAUGAGGGAUAUUCUUUCCUCGUGAUGGUUAACUUAAUUGGUAUGGUUUCACGAAAAAUAACAGGUUCAGAUAAUGGUCUACCAUCUAUGGCCUACCAUCAACGGCCAAGGGUGUAUCCCUUAGCUGAGAUGGGAUAGAAUGGUUAGUGACAAAGGCUUGGUCAAUAAAGCUUUCAGCUGCUCCGGAAUCUAUCAAAGCCAUAGCAUUAAGUACUCCCUUUUCCCAAGCUAAAGAAACAGGUAUCAGAAGCCUAUGAUCUUUAUAAUCAUAUAUAGAGGACAAGAUAGAAACACCCAAGGCCUGUCCUCUUGAGAAACUUAGGUGCGAGCGUUUCCCGGCCGGUUAGGACAAUUUAGGCGUAGGUGACCUCUAAUUCCGCAAUACAUACAAAGACCCUCCCUUCUCCUGUACUGUCUUUCCUCUUCUGAGAGUCGAGUAUUACCUAUUUGCAUAGGUUCUGGGAGAGCUAAAGUAGUAGAAUCAGAAGUCUGAAAUGAGGCAGCUAGUCUUAUGGAGGAUCUGCGGGUUCUAUCCCGAAUAUUCUGCCUCUGUCUCAUACGUUCAUCUAUUCGGGAAAUAAAUGAAAUCAGAUCCUCCAAAUUUUCAGGAAGAUCUCUUGUGGCCACCUCAUCUAAAAUCUCAUCAGAUAACCCGUUCAUAGAUACGUCCAUAUAAGCCUGUUCAUUCCACUUGACUUCUGCCGCCAAGGAUCUGAACUCUAAAGCAUAAUCCACGAGGGUUCGGUUAUACUGUCUAAGACGUAACAGUAGUCUAGCUGCAUUGGCCUUUCUUCCUGGGGGGUCAAAAGCUCUCCUAAAUGCAGCGACAAAAGCAUUAUAAUUAUAAACUAACGGGUUAUCAUUUUCCCACAGGGGGUUAGCCCAUCUAAGUGCCUUGUCAAUGAGCAAGGUAAUUAUAAAUCCAACCUUCGCCCUGUCAGUAGGGUAGGCGUGGGGUUGUAACUCAAAAUGAAUACCUAUCUGGUUUAAAAAACCUCGACAAGUGUCAGGAGCGCCGCCAUAGCGUGACGGGAACGUAACACGGGAAGAAGUAGCCACUGUGGCUACCUCUAGGCCUGUACUUAUAGGAGAGAUAGAUGGGGUACGCAUCUCCUCUGAGUGACUACUAGGACGAGAUAGCAAUGCUUGCAGAGCUAGAGCCAUCUGGUCCAUUCUAUGAUCCAUGGCCUCAAAUCUAGAGUCAGGAGAACCGACCUGAGAGUUUGUACCUGCAGGAUCCAUUGGCCCUGUCGUAAUGUCAGGAUCGUGACAGGGAUCCAACACGCAGAAUACAAACAGGAGAUAGGUACGUAUACCGGACCUUAGAAUGGCCGGACUAACGUAAGGAGAAAGCAAAAGAAUGGUCAGAGACAAGCCGAGGUCGAGGGAACGAGAGAUCAGGUAAGCGAGAGACAAGCCGAGUCAAAAGGACAAGAGAGGAAAGCAGGGUCAAAAUACAAGCCGAGUCAGAACCAAAAGACAAUAGAGGUAAGUGCACUGAGUGACCAGACUAGCUAGAACCACGACAGGGCAAUGAAUCAUUCCACAGAACCCUUUUUUAUACCUUGGCUCUUUAACUGUUGGCUCCGCCCCCAACGAGUCCUGAUUCGUUGUUCGGCACUUGGUUGCCGUGAUUGACGGGUCGGAACGUGAUUGCCGUCAUGACGUCGGCUACUGAGCGCCGCGUCAUAAAAGGAGGCGGAGCUAUCGCGGCCGGCGUGUAAACGACCGGGAGGAGUGCAAGGAUCGGGUGAGUCAGCCCCCCUGGGAGGAUGGACGUCUAGGUGUCUAACCUCCUCCGAGGUAGACACCAAAGGUAACCUGACAAUCAUACAUUGAACAUAAUACAUUAAGAAAGUGAGUUUUUCAAUGGAGAAAUGUGUGCUAUUACACUGUAGAAUGGUUUAACAAAAAACAUAAGUAGACAAGAAUACAUGUCUAAGUGCAAUACAUCAGGAUAAUACAUACCAUGGUCUGCUUGUACUUAGACAGUAACUCUCUGUAUAAGCAAAUAUAUUAAAUCAUGAAUUACAUGAAGUGAUAGUAAUCUAUGUCAACCUUUACCAUUCACAAUAACAACUCAUUUAAAGCUUUCAAAAAAUACAAUGUGACUUUAGUGAAAAGUGCCCAUUGUGAAUGUUGUUUAAAUUGUUCCAUCAUUUAGUAUUCAUAAUGGUGCAUAUGUCUAAAAAUAGUUUUAAUGCAGAAGAUGUUAAUGUGUUAGAGUUAAAACACUGACCUGUACAAAUAUAACCUUUCUAUAAACAUGAUGUCAUUAUAAAGAACAUAAUUUGUUUUUAAUAAUAAAAAAAACUAAAUUUCUUCAAUUGGAUUAGGAUUGGACGAACAUGUGCAUGGAGUGUGUGAUCUGCUGACAGAAAAAUCCUAACAUUCAGAUGUUCUUGAUAUUGAGUUGUUUAGGAGGUCAUGUUCUUCUAGUUGCCUCCUGGCUGCCCACAUAUGGUUCUGGCGCUGCUCUGGCAACACCCGCUUGUUCAUCCUGUAGGCCUCUUACCUGUGGGCAUCAUCAUGUGACCAGCAUCAUUUUGAAACCAAAUACUGGUGGUUGCGGUAAUUUUUGGCACUGCUAAGGGAGGGAGGAUAAAAUGCAUGUGCAUACAUGAAAGGCUAUUGCUGUGGAAUGUGUUAUAGUAGCAGAUCUUCGAGGGCAGGUGGCCAUACAUGGUGACACUGGUGGCAACACAAGUGGAGGCAAUGGUGGUGGCAUUACAGGUUACUGAUAUUGUGCCAUGUGCUGAUGACCACAACAUGGUGGUCCCUGGUGGAAGGUCAUGGCACAACAAUUUCAGUAACUCACUGUGUCCUAUUUGAGACUCUUCUACCCAGCAGAGCAAGGGAGGAAUAAAUUAUCUUGCUUCUCCUGGGCUACUUAACCUGCUGAAAUAUUUCAUAUUCCUUCAUUUCUUCUUCUUCAUCCUUCUCCUCUUUGGUAGUUCCUUUAAGACAACAAUUCAUUAGAAGAUCAUUCUACCAUUUGAUGUUUCACAUUUUCAAAAACAAUUUUAGAUAAUUUUUUGCAUGUUAUAUACUUUCCUCAGCAGCCUAUUCUACAUAACUCUCCUCUUAGUAAAUCUUCGCAGUGAUAAUAUUGCACAAAAUUAAUUAACCUAGUUUCGGUUCCUUUUGCAUAGUCACUGUGAUGAAGUGCCCUUCGCCACUUGUGCCUGGAGGGGACUACUGGCCAGCCUCCUUCCUUCCCACUAUGGCCCCUUUGCUGAUAGCUGUAUUUUACCCUGCAGAAAGGUUUAUUUGUGUAUUCCUGCUGGGGCGUUCGGGACUUUCAGUAUGUGAGUAGUGCCAGAUAGCUAUGCCAUGGAGCCUAUUCGUGUAAGGAAAGACUAUGGAAAAGACUUUGGCUCCAUGGCGAUUGAACUGCAUGUAUGUGAUCUGAGUGCCAUUCGGUAAUAAUGUGCGCUCAGAUCUAAGCUAUCUGGGGAUAUGUUGCAUGUAUAUGUUUUAUGUAGUAAUUGUAACAUUGUGUAAUUUUAUGUCUUUUUGUAACCAUGUGGUUAAUGGAGUCUUGCCUCUGUCCUGGGAUUGUGAUAUCACUGUGGGAGUGUUUUGUUUGUAUUGUCUGUGAUUGGCUAUUAUCCAAUAUGUGUCCCAUUGUUCCAUUAGGUCCCCUAGGGGAGUGUCCACCUGGUGGACACUUGCAUAAAUACCGGGCAGGUAUCCCUCAAUAAACCAGACCUACUUGCACCUUUCAUGAAGACUUGGCUCAUGCUUGGGGGAAGGGGUACCUAAACUCUGGGGAUUGCUAUAAUCACUUACUCCCCAGAGUAAGCUCUUGUAAGAGCUUGAUUUGUUCCUGCUACACUCUCUGGAUUUAGGAGAGGUUCACCCACUGGGAGCUGGAUCCUGGUCGUGAAUCCAGGGUGGGUGAGAGACCGCGAGACCCCGGCACAGCUGCAUUUCUGGAAGUGGGGUCCGCAGUGCUGAUGGUGUUGGUUGGAGUGCUCGGAGUCCUCGGCAAGCGCUAGGAGCAUCGAUUGACGGAGGUACUCGGUUGGAGUGCCCGAGGUCCGUCACAGUGACCCUCUUAUUUCCCUUCCUUUCUGCAGUCAUUAAAGUGAUACUUUAUGCUCGGGAUUGCGCAGAACCUACCAAGAGCAAUGACUGCACAGUGUAUCUCCAACCAUGGUAGGAUACAAAGAGGUUAGGGAGAUGUGGGGAGAGCCUCACAUGGGGGUCAGGAGAGACUGUGGAUAAAGAAACACAAAGUUUGUACAUUCAGACAAACCAACAAUAUGGAGCUCCAAGAAAAAAAGAGACAUUAGAAUACAAAAGAGGGUUAGAGGGAUUUGGGCCCCAAGUAGGAACUGCCCUACUUUUUGAAAUUUGAAAUAGGCACACUUGGGAGGUAUGUAAUCCUGUUUAUAUAUGCCUCAGCAAGGAUCUCUUUCUUUUCAACAGUGUACCUAUCCUCUCUCUCCCUUGCCCUCACACCACAAAGCCCAGAAACCUCUUGCUCUCCCCCCUUUUGAACCUGGACCAGGCCUCCCUCCCUGAACCAAUCCUGCAGCAUGUGUCUAACCUCUUAUGCACCCACCCUGACUAUUAGCAUACAUUGCUCCCCUCUAGCCUUGGUCUUUUGAGAUAUAACUUGGUUGGGUAACAAUUUUGUCUACAAUACAUAGCAAGACAGUCCCUUCCUCUGACCAUCAUAUCACCACAAUACAGACUUCUCCUGCUCAAGAAGAUCAUAAACAUAACAGGUGCACAGUAGAAUGGAGAUAAGUAUCUGUUAAGACACCCCUGGUACCAAGGAGUGAAAUCGCUGUUUAGUAAAGAUUCCCCUUUCGCAAUAAUGCAAACUCCAUUCGUAUAGACUCCAAACGUACGAACUGCAAUCAGGGGAAUGUGCCAAUCUCCCGAACGGGACCCGUACGGGUGCUCUAACUCUCGAACAGUAAAUCCAAGAAUCGCUGCUAACAGCCGAAUAAAUAUAUCCUCCAAGCGGCUUACACUUUCAUCAAUCAGUCGCUAUCCGUGUAUAGUAAAUCCCCCCAAUAACGAAACCAAGCUCCGCAUUGAGGGUAAAAGAACUGGGUUUACUGUGGGCCACCCGCCCGUAUUUAUGCAGGUCUCCCACUUGGUGGACACUCCCCUAGGGGACCAAAUGAUAGACUGUAAUGGCAGACAGACAUGUAUCACUUUAGGACAUACAGGCACAUUUUAUUCCCACAAUGCAUCCUGGUUACCUCCCCUCUGCCCUGGAGAUAAUUGAGAAGUAAUUCAAUUAUCUCCAGGACAGAGGCAAAUCGCCAUUUUAAAUAAUACCGGCAAAACACAUAAAAAUUUAUAAUCACACAACUACCGAACAUAUUAUAUUAGCGAAUAGUGCUCAGAUCCCAUACGCUCAGUUCAAUCACCAUGGAGUCAAAGUCUUUACAGUCUUUCGGUAUGCGAUCGACUCCAUGGGAAGGCUAUCUGGGUUCAGUUCAUUCGUAUAAUCCAAAAUCCCGAACGGCUGGUGUUCGCAUGCCUUAUCAACUGAGAAGGGCGGUCUGUGGUUUCAGCGGUGUUCGGCAGAAAAAGUGUCAGUUUUUAGUUCCAUAGAAUCUGUGCUGAACACCGCUGGUCUUUCGCAUGGUUUAAAAUGGCCGCCGCCUCGUGGUCGACAUACGAAUGACGACCACCCGACAUUCGGUUGUAAUUAAGAGGUGUCUGCGGUUAACCACAACGUUCUAAUUGGGAUCAAGAGGUUACCCAGCGGCACACUUCUGUUCUGGGUGGCCGUCCGUUCGGUAAGUUCAUUUGGUAGAUAGUCAAACAGACGAAUAGGGAUACGGACAGGCAAUUCCACGAAAGGGAGGCAAACCAGACAAACCAGCAAUAUUAGUCUUACAGAUGAAUCUGUCACUGUAUCAAACCAUGUUGUACUUUACGAAAUAUAUUUUCUCUGUUUUUUUCUAAUUUUACAAAAGCAGAUGCUUCUUUACUCAUGAGAAAAAAAAAAUUCAAAUAACAACUGAGAUUAAGGAGAGAUCUUGGGAGCCAUAAAUUAUAGACAAUUGUAUAGUAUGGAAAAUAAGACUUUAAUUCCCUUUAUAUCCAGCAGCCAUUUGAAUCGCUUUACAAUUUCAUGAUAUUGCCUGAAUUAACAGACCUGAUAAUUGGCAAGUUCUUUUUAGUAAAGCAUGAAGCCUUAUUUUAUAUAGUCCUAUUUUUUAAAAAUCAUAUUUCCUAUAUUGCUUGAUUCAGGUUACAGUGAAAAGCAUGCAAAAUAUGAUAAAGAGGAAAAUAUCUGAUCAACUAUCUGGAAAUGGUGAGAGAGAAGGUCCACGGAGACUAUAACUCACUAUGUCUCUGCAGAUUAAAGGGCAAGUUCAUCUGUAGAAAAUGUAUUAAAUGUUCUUCAAUUUUUAUAAGCUACCACCAGCAAUGUAUACUGGGGUGCUGGUUUGAAUCGUAAGUGGAAUAAAUAAAAUCCAAAGAUCUAAUGGUGCUUUUUAAUUUACAUACAAGCUUGGCAAAAUUAAAUCAAGUUCAGCUUAACUGUUUAUCAUGUUGAGCUUUAUAAAAUUACCAUCAUUACGCUUGAUAAUACUAACAUCUAGACCGCAGGAAGUACUUGAACACUGGAAGGAAGAUAAAUGCUAUAUAAAGUAAUGUGAUAUUUAUGACGAUAGUCACCAUCACUGGGAGGUUAUUCUUAUGUCUUAGUCACCACGUGCUCAUUAUAUGUACAGGGUGAAUAAAAUGUAGCCCCAUGUAGCCAAAGCGCAGCUAAGCGAAAAAAGGCCUUGACAGGGGUUAGGAGGCGGGCAUAGGAGGAGGGAAGGAAGUAUGGAGUUAUGGGUAAGUAGGCUUGGCUAUUUAAAUAGGCAGCCAUUUUAAAUCCUUCACUUUUAAUUACUACCUUGCCGAGUUUAUGUGCACUCCUGUGUCCACGGAUUUGGCUUGGUGGGUCUUUGUUUUUUCUCUCCUUCUGCAGGGUCGAUGGAUGACAUGGAGGAGCUGUUGGAGCGGAUCCGGUCGGCAGCUCGAGGACGUGGCGUGGACUGGCUGCGGGCGCAACUUGGACCGGCCCUGGCGGGUGCUGCGGAUCCUGAGGGCAGCGGAGGUCGGCCUGUGCGGGCCUUGAGGCCGCCGAGACGGCUGAGACCAGGCACGGAGUCCGGUGGGGACGGUUCCAGUGGCCGGGCGGCGGCGGGACCAAGCCGCAAAGGACCCGGUAGCCGCAUGGUUGAGGCUCCGCCUCCCGGCGUGUUACCGGGACGUCAGAGAAACAGUAGCCGGCAGGCGGCUACCCGGGAGACGGACGGCACGGCUCCCAGUUCGGGGAGGGCUGCGCCUGGAGCGGGGGCCGCGGAAGACAUCGGGCGGCCCCCUGGAACCGGAGGUGAUGCGGGAUUGCGGCCCGGGAUGGCGUCCCCUACACCCAUGAUGGGGACUGGCGGGGCCGGUGCGGGAGGAGCUCGUGGACCGCCCCUGGAGCAGGCAAGUGCAGGGGGUUCCGGCCGGGGCCCCCUUGGCGCGGAUCAGCGCAGGAGGACUGGGCACGGGGUUCAGAGACCUGGGGGGGGAUGGAGAGGGGUCAGGUUCCUCCUGGAUCGGGGGCAGAGAGGCCUAGGGGGGAGGGUGCGCUGGGUAGUUCCAGGAUAGUGAGCGUGGAGCAAGGGCCUGUAGCCGGGAGGGUGGAUGGGCCAGGGGGUACGGCGGGGGGAGGUUUGCCAUCGGGUGGGGGCAGGAGGUCUAGGUGCGCAGGGCGUUCAGGGCAGGUUAGGGGUGCGGGGUCUGGGGACGGUCUAGAGGUACCGAGGGGAGGGGGUUCUUCUAGCCGGGGGGCCCGCCGGGGUGGGGGGUGGGGAUUCCCCCGCGCUGGUGAGCAGCUAGGUGGGCGUAGUACUGGGGGGGCACAGGGUCGGGGUCUGGUGAUAGCAGCCCGUCACCGGUUAGGGCCCGGGGGUUCGGGGGGGUUAAGGGAAGGGCUCGGCGCGCUAGGUCCUCAUCUAGUAGUUCAGGGUGGGUGAGUGUCAUGGAGACGUAAAACUGUGGUCAUUGGUGGUUGGUAGGUUCCGAGUCCUGUCGGUGGCUCAGAAUCUGGUGGGGCAGGGGUAUCCGGGUAUACCCCUGCCAUGGUUAAUUUAUGUUUGGCACUUUAAGUUGGUAUGUUGGAAUAUGUUGAUAUGUAUGUUAUAUAUAUAUAUAUAUGUAUAUGUGUUAUUUAUAUGGGGGUCAUUGCCUGUUAUAUUAACAGAAGGAUUCGGAUGCGAGGGCGGAGUAUGGGGGCAAUGACCCAUGUUUAUUGUUAAAUUAUUAUUGCUAUGGUUAUUAAUAUGGAAAUUAAUAAAUUGUUAUUAUUCAAGAUUGUUUAAAUAAAGCUGUGGACAAAUUUUCCCAUAUACCUUUGUGUCAGUGAGUUAUUGGGUUAGGUAUGUGGGAGGGUUGUCCUGGAGUCCGACUGCCCAUAUGGCGACUAUACACCAGUCAUGUAGCCCCAUGUAGCCAAAGCGCAGCUAAGCGAAAAAAGGCCUUGACAGGGGUUAGGAGGCGGGCAUAGGAGGAGGGAAGGAAGUAUGGAGUUAUGGGUAAGUAGGCUUGGCUAUUUAAAUAGGCAGCCAUUUUAAAUCCUUCACUUUUAAUUACUACCUUGCUGAGUUUGUCCCGCCCACCCUCCCUGAAUUUGGUUCGGACUUGGGUUAUCCCGUUUUUUCACAGCGGCGGGAUAGGGAGCUGAAGGAGAAGAAAUAGGCUCCCUAGGAUGAACGUCAUGGAGACGUAAAACUGUGGUCAUUGGUGGUUGGUAGGUUCCGAGACCUGUCGGUGGCUCAGAAUCUGGUGGGGCAGGGGUAUCCGGGUAUACCCCUGCCAUGGUUAAUUUAUGUUUGGCACUUUAAGUUGGUAUGUUGGAAUAUGUUGAUAUGUAUGUUAUAUAUAUAUGUAUAUGUGUUAUUUAUAUGGGGGUCAUUGCCUGUUAUAUUAACAGAAGGAUUCGGAUGUGAGGGCGGAGUAUGGGGGCAAUGACCCAUGUUUAUUGUUAAAUUAUUAUUGCUAUGGUUAUUAAUAUGGAAAUUAAUAAAUUGUUAUUAUUCAAGAUUGUUUAAAUAAAGCUGUGGACAAAUUUUCCCAUAUACCUUUGUGUCAGUGAGUUAUUGGGUUAGGUAUGUGGGAGGGUUGUCCUGGAGUCCAACUGCCCAUAUGGCGACUAUACACCGGUCAUGUGUUGUUAAAUGUUUUAUGAGCUCUCCUGUCCUGCUGAUGCUUACUACUACUAACUAGCUUGAUUUCGCUGCGGAACCUGUACAGUGCAAUCUGUUGCUUGCAAACAUAUUGCAAGUUACCGUAUUUAUACUCACACUACAUCCACCACACAUUCAAACACUCUGCAUUCAUUAUACACAGACACGGCAUCUAAUACACACUACAUCCACUACACAAACACACACUACAUCCACUACACAAACACACUCUGUAUUCACUAUACACACACUACAUACACUCCAAAAACACACACACAUUGUAUCUAAUACACACAAACACUACACACAUUACACAAAUGUAAACUCUGUAUCCACUAUACACUCACUCUGCAUCCAUUGCACGCAUUCUCAUUCUACAUCCACUAUACACACACCACAUUCAGUCCUGCAUCCUUGUCGGCGGGUGCAGAAAGAGCCCUGUGGGCGGAGUCGGGGUGGGCCCCGGGGGCCCAGACCUUGAGCUUUGUUUGGGGACCCAACAUUUCUGAUUGCAGCCCUGCCUGUAGUCAAUAGUGGAGGCAGUUAGCAGCACUUGGUGGACACCAACUGUUCUAACAUAGUUUAACUAUUUGGACUGGGUGGCCUAAUGGCACUACUGGCACCAUAAGUACUACAGUUCACUACAGUUUACUACAGUGCAAUAUGUGAGCUACGGUAGUUGGAGUUCUUUAAAGGGCUACACACACACAUUGUCGUGAGUUCUAAAUUUCAAAUCAUUUGUUAUUUCAAUUAUAUAAAGCUGCAUCAUAACACAAAGUGUUACCCUCGAGCAAAAUUACAGAACAAAUGUAAUUUUAGAAUUAAACACAUUUUAUUAGAUUAAAUAUUGGACAAGACUUAAUGUCUUAAUCAGAUCAUUUCCAUUAAUAAAACCCAUUUCUAGAAUGAUUAUCAAAAUGUCAAAAUAAGGACUCCAUGGUACUGAUGCUGGUACCAGAUCCAAAGAGAUUUUUUACUAGUCUGUUCAACUGGUUUCUAAUUAUAUUGUUGCCCUGAUUGGUGCAUUACAUAGAUUGACAAUUCUAAAGUCACCAAUGAUUACAUUAAUUAUGCAAUCAUCAAUCAGAUAAAAAACAAACUAGAUUAGUAUUGACAGCUGAGGGUAGAAAGGUAGAGCCUGGGUGAUGGUGCAUUGAUGGAAUACACAGAGGGAUGAAAUGAGGUCAGUGAGUGGGGAAUAGGACAUAAGGUCAGGUGAAUUGGACUAUAAGGAACUAUAAAGAGGAGGAAGGUUAAGGAAGGUAUAUGUGAAUUGAUAGGUUGCUUGCACUAUGUAUAAUGUGAAAAUAAUUUUCAGUGAUAAGGGCUCACAAGGAUAUCCUAAAAUAUUGGAGUAGUAGUAUUAUUAAUAUUGCUUAUUUAACUAGAAAUGUAACAUAGCUAAACAGAAAUAAACAAAUAUUAUAAAACUUUAUAUUUAACAGACUCAUGGCGUGAUUUGUUUAAAAUCUUCAUAUGUGUGCUUAGAAUCUGCAAAAUCUGAAAUCUGUUGUUGGUCAAUCAUGUAUUUUCCUUUAAAAAUGUUAACGUUUUUCAGAAAACAUAUGUUACGAAUGACCUGGCACCCCGACUGGGUACCUCCGUUAAUGGAUGGUUCCUAGCUGACGCUGAGGACUAUAAGCACCGCACCAGAAACCACAACCACCGCAGACUCCACAACCGCCGCAGCUUAACUGGAAUCUCGCCGUCUUCCUUUCACCCUGGUUCAACCUCUGACAUUCAGGACCGUGUGGGAGAGACCUCUCCUCCAGGAGAGCAUAACAAGAACAGCUCUUAAAGGACCACUCUAGGCACCCAGACCACUUCAGCUUAAUGAAGUGGUCUGGGUGCCAGGUCCAGCUAGGGUUAACCCAUUUUUUCAUAAUUAUAGCAGUUUCAGAGAAACUGCUAUGUUUAUGAAUGGGUUAAGCCUUCCCCCUAAUCCUCUAGUGGCUGUCUCAUUGACAGCCACUAGAGGCGCUUGCGUGCUUCUCACUGUGAUUUUCACAGUGAGCACGCAAGCGUCCAUAGGAAAGCAUUGUAAAUGCUUUCCUAUGAGACCGGCUGAAUGCGCGCGCAGCUCUUGCCGCGCGUGCGCAUUCAGCCGGCGGGGCGUAACGGAGGCGGAGAGAAGGAGGAGAGCUCUCCGCCCAGCGCUGGAAAAAGGUAAGUUAUUACCCCUUUUCCCCUUUCCAGAGCCGGGCGGGAGGGGGUCCCUGAGGGUGGGGGCACCCUCAGGGCACUAUAGUGCCAGGAAACCGAGUAUGUUUUCCUGGCACUAUAGUGGUCCUUUAAAAGAGCUAAGUGAUUAAAGCCCAGGGGAGUAUACAAAGUAUAGCAAUCCCCACUGUGAUUAUAGCAGUUCCCCUCCAAUCACGAGACAAGACUACGUGUUGAGGGUCAAACAGGAUCAGAAAGUCUAAUGGCACACACUAGUCUUUUAUGCAAGUUUUACAGCAAAGAUGACGCCUAGGUGGACCUGGUUGGGCACCGAAUACAAAACAUACAAGCCAAUAAAAACAGAGGUUUACAUUCAGACACUCCCAUACAGUGUACACAAUCCCUCGCCUCUGCCUGUGAUACAAUUAACGAAGACAAUGUACUAACUCAAUUAACUUUAAGCAGAAAAAACAUACAUUUUUACAAAGUCUGGAAAACACCCCAAAACAUAACAUAUCCCCCUAAAUCUCCUGAUAGCCCUGAUCAGGGUGAACAACAUAUCCAAAAAUCACCCGGAUCAGAGCAGAGGUUCAGGAAAUUCCUGGAAGUUUCUUUUGACCGACCGCAAGCACAUUUUCAUGCCCAAAACAGUUCCAGAGAAUUAGGCUGUGCAGCCGGUCUAUUUUCAAUGUUAAAAGUGCACUAUAGUACAAGGAAGGGUGGGGUCGGACAAUAGCAAGGGCUGAUGGGAGAUUGAGGAGGGACAAAGCAGCCAGUUUAAACUGGUCUGGCAUUGUCUCUGGGACAACGCCCUGCUGGAGAAACAAUAGGACAGGAAAAAGGGGGGUGGGAAGAGGCACAUUUUCCCAUGGCAGUCACUUUUUUUAACAUGUCUUUUUGCAGGGCCCAUAGUCUUUGGGCAAAAGGCUGGCCAUUAGUCCUCUCCAAAAACCAGUGGCGAAAUUUCGUCACAACAUACAUAUAAAGACAUACAUAAGAACGAACACAGAAGAAUUGACAAUGUUGAGAAAUGUCAAUUCAAUAACAAGCCCGAAUUUCACCUAUAUAUCAGACAUUGCAUCCUGUAAUGUUAUGGCAGUGUGGAUCCACAUAGACUGCUUUGACUCAUCAUGCUUUAUUUUAAUAUGUGAUAUCUAUGAUAUCUGCCUGAAGAGGUGGUUUUAUCAGAGUCCCUACAGAUGAUUAAACAGCAACUGGAUGAAUUCUUGCAAAAACAUAAUAUUCAGUGAUAUCAUUUUUAAUAUGUGGGAUAACAGCUUCUUGAUCCAAGGAGAGAUCUGACUGCCAUUCUGGGGUCUCAAAUGAUUUUUAGUUUGUAGCAAAAUUGAAAAGUGCUUCAACUUGGAUUUUUUUUGCCUUCUUUUGGAUCAGAGACAAAAACAAUGUACAAAGGCUGUACUUCAUGGAUUCCAGUCUUUUUUCAGCCUGUAUAACUAUGUAACUGUGUAUAGGGCAAACAAUGACAGUCUUUGUUACUGAUGACAGUCAUUUUAAAGGGACAUUAUAGGCAGCCAGGGCACAAAUAGUAUGGGUGCAGUGUCCCUGUCCUAACUCAGUGAAACGACGCUGGACGUCUGAGGUUGCGCAUUAGGUUUACCCCAUCGGCUGGCAUUGGAGAGGAUGUAAUUGUUUAAAGGUUUAUUUAAACCUUUAAAGGCUGGUGGUGGAACUCAGGGCAGGAGGGGGUCGAGGCAGAGGGACACUUUAAUGUUAGUUAAUACAGCUUUAUAUUCCUAACACUAUAGUGUUCCUUUAACCCCUUAAGGACACAUGACAUGUGUGACAUGUCAUGAUACCCUUUUAUUCCAGAAGUUUGGUCCUUAAGGGGUUAAGGUGAUUUGGAUCUUUGUCUUGCUAAGGAAUCAAGGACAGUAACUGUAUACAGUCCUCAUGGAAUGUUAUGAGGCAAGCAUUUACAAAGUAACAUAAACCUUCACUACCAAAUAUCUUUUAAAAAUUACUUGAAAGAUUGGAUUCAUAGCUAUAAUAUACACUGUAAUGAAUAUUUACAAAUGUCAAACAAAUAGAAAAAAAUGAAAUGUACAUGGAAAUAUGGAACCCAUGGGUUAUGAGAACAAUCAGAGCCUUUCCAUUUUAUCAAAUAUUCAACCCAGUUGUAACAAAUUUUGGAGUCGAGUAUCUCCUCAAUUUCAUGUUCCUCAUCAUUGUCAAUGAGGAUAGGAGGAGGAGGAGGAGGCAAUGGUGAUAGGGGGUCAAAAUUAUAAAUUUUUAAUAAAGAAACAUGGAAAGCAGGAUGGAUUUUCAUGUUUAAUGGGAGCAAAAGUUUAUAAGAAACUUGAUUGAUUUGUUUUAUUAUUUUUAGAAGGACCGAUGUAAGUGGGAGAAAGCUUUUUUGAAGGUCCUUGCAACUUUAAAUAUUUAGUUGAAAGCAAGACCGUAUCACCUAUUUGAAAUAGGGGAUUGCUACCCUGUCUGGAGUCGGCAUUAAAGGACCACUAUAGGCACCCAGACCACUUCAGCUCAAUGAAGUGGUCUGGGUGCCAGGUCUAUCUAGGGUUAACCCUGCUUGCUGUAAACAUAGCAGUUUGAGAGAAAGCAACUCUAAGGUCUAAUUUGGUAAACCACUUUGCAUUCUUAAUCCUUUCGAAAAUUUCAGGAAUUUAGGGGAGAGGGCAUUGAUGCUUAACAGUUAUCUUGUUUAAUUUGCGGUAAUCAAUGAUAGGUCGGAUAGACCCAUCCUUAUUAGUAACGAAGAAUAUUCCUGCUCCAUCGGAAUGCCUAAAAAACACUUUUUUCAGGUUGUUAUCUAAGUAGUCCUUUAAAAUCUUAAGUUCGGGUUCGUAUAAAGGGUAAAUAUGACUGUAGGGGGUUGUAGACCCUUCCAUAAGGUCGAUAGGGCAGUCAUUGGGUCUGGAGGGAGGAAGUUUACAAGCUUCAGUUUCACUAAAAAAGUCAUCGAAUUCAAGGUAAUGAUCUGGAAUUAUAGGGGACACAGAUUUUGGAAUGUUUUAUGCAGGUGGAAGUGCAGUAUUCAGAAUCAAAAUUAAAAGUAUUUGAGGACCAAUUGAUUAAAGGGUUGUGCAUUUUUAGCCAAGAGAGUCCUAAUACGGCAUUAAAAAUUUAAAAAUUAACAAUGUCAAAAGCGAUUUCUUCAAAGUGGAUCUUCUCAAUUGUAGUUUUAAGAGAGAGAGUUUGGAAACAUAGCACCCGAAUUAGAAACAGAACCAUCAAAGAGAACGAUUUGAGAGGAAUGGGUUUUUCUAUGAACUGGAAUGUUGUAGACAUGAAUUGUUUUUUGGUUUAGAAAGCAACCCGAUGGCACCAGAAUCAAUGAUAGCAACAACAUCAACCAUUGUAUGAUUUACAAAAAGCGGAAUUGUAACAAAGCAAUUAUCCUGUUUGUUUAGAGCUGUAGAAAAAUAAGUAUUGGAGUACUUACCAAUCUUAGUUCGUCUGGAAAGGAGACAAUUAGGUAGUAGAUGAGAAGGAGAUGCACAAUACAUGAAUAAAUUCAUAGACUUUCUUCUGUUCUUUUCGGCAUUAGAUAAAGGACCUCUUAUGGAUCCUACUUCCAUUGCUUCAUUUUUUGAAUAGCUGGGAGUAUUAGUAGGUCAAGGGAUAGAUGAAAUAGACGGUCUGGAAGUUAGAGGAAGAGGAUAUUUCUCUUUUCUCUAAAUCUUCUGUCCAAUUGAAUAGUGAGGUAAAUCAAGUUUGUGCAAGUUCGUCAUGGAGGUUAUCAAACAACCCUAGUCUAUACUGGUACUUUAGGGUGGCCUCAUUCCAAGAAGUAUCAGUAGCAAGUCUCCUAAAUUGUGAAACGUAAUCUUCAGCAGUGUUUUUUCCCUGAGUUAGGGAAUGUAGUAAGGUUUUAGCAGUGUAACUUUUAUUAGUAUCAUCGUAAAGCUUAUUCAUCUCUUGUAAAAAUAAUUAAAGGGAAGAAAGACAUGAAUCAUCUGAUUCAAUGAGUUGGUAAGCCCACUUAGCUGAAUCACCUUGAAGUAAAGAAAUAAUGGUCUUUAUCUUUACAUCAUUGCUGAUGUUUGGGGUCUGAGAGCGAACAUGAGCUUGCACUCGUGUAUGAACCCUCUGUAGGAGGAACGAUCCCCAGAAAAUUUCACUAUGACGAGAAAGGGAAUGUUUUCUUAAAGUGUCCACUUGGUUUUGGAUAUCAUUUAAUUUGACGUGGAAUUCCUGAAUAGAUUGUGUCAAUAACUCAACCUGCGAUUGUAGGGUCUGGAAAGCCUGGGAAAGGUUAGUGACUUCCAUUUUUUAAAUAGGUUUGACAAUUGAAGGCACAGUUAAUCUGUAAUGAAUAUUUACAAAUGUUAAACAAAUAGGAAAAAAAAUGAAAUCCACUCACCCUUUCAAGGAAGUUCAGAUCUAGCAGAGAUAAGAGGUAAUCCAAUAGGCAAUAGGUAUGUCCGGUCCGAGGUCGGCAACAAGAGAUUCAACAGAGAUAAGGGGUAAUCCAAUAGGCAUGUCCUGACAUACAAUUUAAUAACACACAAAUUUAAUGUGCAGAUUGCUAUUCAGGGAUUUAAAAUAUAUUUAUAUUAUAUCAAUUAUAAUGUUUCCAUAUAAUUUUUAACCCUUCCAGAAAUAUUGGAGGAAAGGAGACAAAGUGUUUUAGCAACUUUAUGUUAUCCCUUAUAUAGCAAUAUUUCAGGGAGAGUAAGAUAUUUGCAUUAAGGCCGACUUAAAUAUAUAAUCAACCAUAAUAGACAUUGUGAAAAAUAAAUACAUAGAAAUGUGUAAUAUUUUGGUUAUUUGUUUCUGUAGUAUGUGAUUGGGGGGUACUGCUCCCUCCCUGUCAGGGUCUUACCUGGAGGUGGGAGUCCGAAGUGCAGAGGUUUACGCUCACCCUUGCUGAUAAACACAGCCCACUCUAAGCAGGUAAGAAGCCACCUGGGCUGUGAAUCUGUGCACGGGGGCUUGACAGGAAAGGUGCUCUAAUUCACAGUGCAGACAUGGGCACAGUCAAAAGGAUUGUCGAGGUGUAGCCGUGGUUAGAAACAUAGAAUGUGACGGCAGAUAAGAACCAUUCGGCCCAUCUAGUCUGCCCAAUUCUUUUAAAAUUGAGGAUGCCAGAAGUCAGAAUAAACGAGUAGAGGACCAAGAUCAGAAGGCUGGAGAAUACUAACACAGGAAACAAAAUAGCAGGAACCAAAUACAUCAACCGGAAACAAUGAACUGACACUGCCCUCAGGGCGAAGAAGUGUUAUAUACCUGGAUAAUAAGCAAUCUGCCUCAAGUGGACUUGGCGUGACAGGUAGCAGCCACAGGUGAAGUUCAGCCCCCUAAUGCUGCAGACAAGGCCAGGUUAACUGGGCUAGAACCACACAAAUAGAAUAUAUAAAAAAAAAGCAAAAAUCCUUAAAAAUUACAAAAUUAAAAAACAAAGUCAACAGGCAAAUACAAAAUAAGAUACCAGGUAAUCAGACACGGUCCCAAAAUAGUUAUGCUUCUUUCUUCCGAUUUUCGUAAAAUGCUCUUGUAUAGGCUUCACUUAUGACAGCGUAUGAAAGAGAGCAGAGAAGGUAAAUCAAUAGUGCAAUAUGUCACUAAAAUAUAUAACAUACGACACUCAAGUCCAAUUUUCAAUUUUCAAAUUUAAUAGAGCUUUAACCAGCCCUGGAUUAAACACCGUACAGUGGUUUUAAUCCCCACUUGUAGGAUAUCCCUCUGAGGAUAAUUCACAACAGGGUAGUGGUGGGAUGGACCAUAGAGACCGGAAAGGGAAAAACGAUAGUACUCCCUGUAUGGCUGAGUAUAAAUAAUAAAUGAAAAUAUACUCACAAUAAACUGAGCAGACAAACUGCUCUAUGUUUCAAGUGUGAGUGGCAUAAUUCCCACCUGGGAUUCUUUUGACAGUUGUCCGCAGGUGUCACAGGUGAUGAAUCUAAAUUCGAGGUAGGAAAUGAAAUACUGAGCAUAAAAAGACAAAAAAAGUAUGUGGCAGAAACCAGAUAAUGAGGUAGCCAAACAGUACUUUUAUUAAUCAAAGACACAAUAAAUCCACAACGCGUUUCACAUCUUGGGGCUUUUAUUCACCAGAAAUAUCAGUCUUUGUAUCUAUGAUAAAUUUAAGAUUGUUACUACACCAACAAGGUACAACAGACCAGGAAGUGAACCAGGUGUAGAGAUCUGAAGCAAUACACAUUAACCAAUCUCCUGUUGCCCUGACUAAAUCACAAUUUUGAAAUAUGGAACCCUGGGGGCCCAGGACGGCAAAGUAAGUUGCAGGCAGAUGGAAAAUGUGCCUCUAGGGGCCCAAAUUUGUAGUUUUUCCUCAGUAUACAGACUAUCUGUGAGCUUGGACUGUUUUAAGUCAGACAGCAUCUGUUUGAGUGUACUGGGGGAGGAGAGGAAUAGAAGGAGAGAGUUUUUUUUUUUUUUUUUACUGGUAGCUCUGUACAGCAUCCAGAACACAUGCUCACACAAAUAUCUCUGCUCUUUCCUUAAUGAAGUACAACUAAUGUUUUACGAUGAAGGCUAUUAACUUGCUAUUCCGCUGUGUUAUGUUUUCGGUCUUAAAUUACGGUAAGUCAUUUUAAAAAAAAAAAUCUAUUUAUUUUACAUUUUUACAUUAAUAUAUACAAUGUAUGUUGAUGCUAUUUAAAUUAGUUAGUUCAUUUGAUUGUCAAAAAAAAAAAAAAGCAGAGUCCAUUUUUUCCAUGUAUGUGUGUUCUUUUUUUUAUUAACCAUUUCGGGACCAGAGAUGGUCAAAUCUCAUGUUAUCUUGACAGUACCGACUGGCCCUGAACAGGUUAAUAUAAAAGGAUGUCAGUGUGUAUGAAUACUUAAUAACACACACUUGUGCUUUUUCCUCUCUCGCUUUGAGUGUUUGUAAAAAGUAAUGUCUUUUUUCUUCACGUUCCUGUAUGUGUCUUAGUAAUGUAUCUGUGCAGACUUUGAGUAUGGUUAUAUGCGUGCUUUUAUAAAUUAGUUUAUUUUGUUAGAAUGGUCAUACUUAUGACUAUUUCCGCAUCAUGGAAAUUGUGAUUGACAACACCUGAGUGACAACUGUUAGACUAUCAUUGUAUUAAAGUGCUAAAAGCACAAGCUAGGCAAAUAUUGCUGUAAAGUAUUAAAAGAAGCAGUAAGUGAAUUUAUAUUAAGAUAACUUUACUCUCAAGGUGUACAUUUGUGGAUCAUUGUACAUGCGUUUGUGGAUCAUUGUACAUGCGUUUGCGUUUACAAAUUUGAAUACAUUGGCAAACACAUGGGACAUGGGAGGGGGGGGGAUCAGUCACUCCCAACUUACAGAAUAGUUGUGAAUAAGAAUAAUAAGAAUGCAAUUAUUUAUAUAGAACCCACAUGUUCCACAGCGCUGUAUAUUGAUUGUAUUUAGUUAUCAUAUGGAUCCCAUUUUUCCGGAGGUAUUUCUGGAUCCAUUAAAAUAUUAUUUUCUGAAACUGAGAAUUGUGGAGAAUUGACAAUGGAAUUGCACACGGAAGGCUUAAUUAACUAGCUAUUUUAGCCAACAAUUUGAAAUUACCUUGUCGAGUCUGCUCAAUGCCCAGUUUAGUUCAAAAAGUGUAAAAAGUCAGACGACACCAGGAAAAAAAUAAAUCAGAUAUUUCUCUGCAUCAUUGUUACUACCGCUGAAUUGAAUGGUUCUAACAGUGUAUGUGUCGGAAGACUUUCUGUUCCUUGCUUCACUCGUUAUAUCAGUGCAAUUAGAAGAUGGAUGCACUCCGCUGACUAAUUGUACAUUGCGAAGAAAGCGUGUUGUGAUCUUCUUAAUCAGUUUAUCUAUUUAAACACUGCAGAGAUGACGAAACAGUUAUACCAUCAUGUCCAGUAAAAAAAAAAACAAAAAAAAAAAAACAGCCACGCUCCCCAAAGAACUUAAACCAUAUUCUGUAAUGUAAUGAAACCUCGAGAUUUGGCAGUAAUUCAACAUGACAGGUUCACUGACGGACUACAGCAAGGGAUAGAUAACCUCUGAAAUACAGGCUACGGUGGAUUACAACUCUGAUAAUGUUAAUCCAAAACUCGUAUUCCACAGAGGUUAGAUUAUGAAGAGUUACCUAGAUGUACCAUAGCACUCAUGGAGUGUGUCUGUAUGCACGUUAUAAAUAUGUAGGAUUCUUUUUAAGCAUAGAGCAAUUCUUGUUUAGGCUCCCGUUUAGGCUCUCGAUUGGCUCACGUGGAUCAGAAAACUUUCUUACAGAUUUCCAGGUCACAUACAUAUCAGGUAAAAAUACGUUCUGCAAAGAUAAAACAGAAACUGGAAAAGGUUUAAAAUAUGCAUAACACCUUUCCAUAACAAUGACUUUCUGCUCUGUUUCUUACAGCCAGGCUGACGUGGUGCUCGCUACAGGACUCUAAAUGCAUUUGUCUUUGCUCUUACAUCGUGUUCCUAACAAACAUGACCAGCGCACAGGCAAUAAUGUAACAACAGAAGGUUCAAUUCAAAAUGAAAGUCAAUUUAAGGCCAAAGUAGCUGCAACUGAAGCAAAACUGAUUGGGAGAAUUUUUCCAUUUUGGUUAUUUUGGCCUUGAAAGUUAAAUUCACUUGGAAUUUCCAAGAGUUCUCACUGUAGUGAAUAGCCCUGCAUGUCUAUGGAGUUAUAGUGUGCACUGUAUUCUUUUAUUUUGUCCUAUAUAAUUGAACUUUCUACUGUUGCAUUAUUGCAAAUCAAAAUAACAUGUAAUAGCAUGUAACGUUUGGUAUUGGUAAUAAGCUGCAGAUUUAUGUAACAUAUUUGCCCAAGAUUUUCUAAGGAAUGUCCUAAGAAGUAGGAGGUUUGCAGAUCCAUAUUUUUUUCCUGGGCAUGUCAUAGAACAGUAAAUGAAAAAAGAAUACCUUGUAGUAUGACAAAAUGAUAUGCUACAGGAAGGCAUUAAUAAUGACAUAUGCUUCUUUAAGAUCACAGCUUGAAUAAUUGAAUCUCCUUGUUCAAUAUGUGCAUUAUUCAUCAUGGUGUGGGACAGCAACAUGUAAAAACUAUGCAUGUCCAGGAAAACAUGUCGGCUCUGUCAGUGCUGCCAAAGAUGCUGACAGUCAGAUGGACUUAAAUACAAGUUUGUAUUGCUGUAGGGUCAGGAAAACAAACGUGUGUUCCUGAUCAUAUAGUGUUAAAAACACUAUUUAGGUGACUGCCUCCUCUCCCUCCCUUAAAAAAGGUAGAAACGUACCUUUAAUCUAGACCCAUGCAGCGCUGGCCCCACCCCUGCUCCCAUCUGACAAUCUCAGCCAAUCCAAUGCUUUCUCAUAGAAAAAUAUUGGAUUGGCUGAGAUCUUCAAUUAUGAUUAACUCAGCAAAGGAGGCGGGGCAGAACCAAACACAGUGCUGGCCAAUCCGCAUCUCCUCAUAGAAAUGCAUUGAAUUUGGUGACUAUAGUGUCCUUUAACUUUGUGUGUGGAUACAUCAUGUGUGGUCUUGGAAUACUCAUCACUUAGUCCAGGCAGCCUUGGAGUGUGACUUUACUGUCUUACUCAAUUUUAAAAGGCUUUGGUGCUAUAAGUCUUUGGGCACAGCCUACCAUGGCAAAUAAUUUCAGCCAAUCUCGACAUGGACAGAGGAUACCCAUGGAUUUAAUUAAAUCUGAGAUCUCACACUUAAUUAAGUUUAAAUCUUGUUUGGUGCCCUUAUUGACUUUUACAGCACACUAGGGAUCAAAUGUACUUCACUACACUAUACCAUCUGGGGCAAAAUAUGUAACUUUUGCUAAUUAUUUUAUUUGGUAUAUAAAUCUCUAGCUAUGAGAGGUCAGAGAGGUCAGUUUUCUCCCUCCAUAGAUGUAAAUUAAAGAGCCAAUCUUGUGACUUUCAUGGGGUUGGCCUUUGAAGACCAGUUUUCCAACCAAAUGGAGGUUAUAUGGAUGAAUCUGUAAGGGUUAAAGAUUACCAGAAAAUCUUACAAUUCCCGGUUGCAUUAUAGACGUUUUUCUUUAUCCUUAUCCUUGAGGAAACUGUACUGUGGGUACUGUCGUGUAGCUGUAGGCAAAUGUAUUAGACGUACAUCUUGCAAAGGGGUUGAUUGCUACAAAGAUUCAAGGCAUCCAAUAUGGUAUUUUUUAAAUAUGGCAAAUCUAGUUUUUAUUUUGUUGUACACAUAUUAUGUCAAGUACAGACCAUGAUAAAAUAUUUUCCAGAUUAACUGAAAACAGCCUCCUUUGUUUACAGGGGUGAUUGGCUCUAAUGUAGAACACAAGCUGUACAAAGAUCUCUUCACUCGGUAUAACCCAUACAUCCGACCCGUGGAGAAUGUAUCCGACCCCGUCAUUGUCCAGUUUGAAGUGUCAAUGUCCCAACUUGUCAAAGUGGUGAGCAUGCCAUACUCUAUUAAUUUACUUUGGAUUCAUCAACAAAAAUGGUUAAUUGGUGGAUUUGCCGGGGAUAUCUGAAUUGCAUAAGGCAUUUUUAUUAUGCAAGUCGUUUACUUGUUGGAUCCUUAUAAGGUCUUUUGAAUAAAACACUGUAUUCAGCUCUGUGGAUCUGUCUGUGAGAGUCAUUAUAGAUAACGUUUAACAUAAAGCUAAUCUGAACAGGGCCCGCAACACUCUCUGUUCCUGUGCAUCCAACUCGUCUUGUUGUAGUCGGCCCACUGCACAUCACUAUGGAACUUGUAAGCGCUUUAUAAAUAAUAAUAAUAAUAAUAUAAAGCCAAUUCUGUCGGGUCUGAUAUCAGGUGAAGGAAGGAUUGCUUGGUUGGCGAGAUUAGCAUGGAAUGUGUCUAUAACGAAAUUAGUACUACGGACAGCGAAGGCAUGCCACCACAGUGUGCAUGUCGGCCAAGAGUAAAAAAAAAAUCCAUUAAAUAAAAGCAACUUGAAACACAAAAAUCUGACCAAAAACUUUUAAAACCACAAUACAAAAACAAAAAAUUAACAUUAAAGGCCUGUAUAACAGAGUAUACCCAUGCUAUAGCUGGCUUGUUCCAAGACUAGAAGGCAAAAUAUCCGGACCAUAUUCUCUUUUCUUCAUCAUUGCAAAAUACAGACAUUAAUAAAUUAUGAUGUCAAUGUCUGGAUUUUCCAGUCUGAAUGCUGCUGUAAAAAAAGGGGGUAUUUUUUUUUUUUUUUUACCUAUUCCAAACAUUACAUUUAACGUUAGUGAUUUACCCUAUUAGUGUACAUAUCCUUCUGAUGUCUGCCCUAAGGCAAUUUAGGCGGUCACGAUGACCCAGUCACCGCGAGGCCUUAGGCUGCCGCCUAAAUCGCCUAAUUAGAGAGCCACCUCUGCUGAGGGGAUUUCGAGGUUCUUUGUGAAAAGACCUUUAUAGGGAUGGGAUAGGUUUAGGGAUAGGAUAGGGUAUAGGUUAGGGGUAAUGCUAGAAAAGGUGUAAGGUUAGAUGUAGUGUAGGGAUAGGGGUAGGAUUGGAGAUGGGUUAGGUCUGUUAUAGGAUUACUGUUAACUACCAAAAAUGAAAUUAGAUCUUAUGAGACAGAGCUCCCGUACUCCGACCAAGUACCUCCACCAGGCCUGCUUCCACACUGCCACAGGGGAUCUGGAUCACUUCAGACCCUGUCCCGGAAGCUUGACUGGCGUCUCUCAGGAACAUGUCCUCCUAACCAGGCUGCACCUCUCUUCUUCCAAGCAUGUAUCAAAACCUCUGCUUGCACUUUGAUCUGCCACUGCCUUUACAAAGGCACUUGUGGCUCUCAGGCUUUGUUCUUUUGACUUGUCCCAGGUUCCAGGGGUGAAGCAGCCAGCCAACAGGUCCAAAGACUGUGUUACUGAGAUCCCAGAAUAACAGACCAGGACAAACAAUUCUUUAUUUUUGGAUAAAUACUAGUCUUUGGUGACAAGCCUUUAAAAUACAAAUAUACAGAGCAAUAGAGUAAUUAUAAUUAAUACAUGAAGUAUCUAAUACAAGUAACAUGUUUUACACAAUAAAAAGCAUCAAUAUAUGCAUUUAACCAUGUAUUUGGUUGCCAUUAUUUGCAUACCAGCAUUAUGCAAAUGUUCACACUUCCAUUCAGUCAGCAGAGGGUGCUGCAGAAUUAUCAAGUAACAAUGAACAGUUUGUUUUUCAAUUUCUUCCAUCACAAGUCCCUUUCGAGGGCUCUUGGGACCAGGUCCAUAGUUGGGUGGCAAAAGGCUGACCUUCAAGCCUCUCUAAAGGGCCUUGGCAUGGGAGCGUCUGCCACAAAAUACAUAAGAGACAUUUUACAAAUAGGACCAAUAUGUGAAUCUAUUUUGCGUUACUUAAAGUAAUUUUUUUUUAAUUGCAUUUUUAAAAUUUUAAUGUGUGUUUCAGUGUGUGCAUCUGAGUGUGCGUGUAUGUGCCAGUGUGUAUGUAUCUGUGUGUCAGUGUGUGUAUCGGAGUGGAUGUGCCAAUGUGAGCAUCUGAGUGUGUCAGUGUUUGUAUCUGUGUGUCACUGUGUGUAUCUGACUGUGUGUGACAGUGGGUGUUUCAGUGUGUGCAUCUGAGUGUGUGUCAGUGUUUGUAUCUGUGUGUCACUGUGUGUAUCUGACUGUGUGUGACAGUGGGUGUAUCUGUGUGUCACUGUGUGUAGCUGACAAUGUGUGACAGUGUGUGUAUCUGUGUGUCACUGUGUGUAUCUGACAAUGUGUGACAGUGGGUGUAUCUGUGUGUCACUGUGUGUGUCUGACUGUGUGUGACAGUGGGUGUAUCUGACUGUAUGCGACAGUGUGUGAAUCUGUGUGUCACGGUGUAUCUGAGUGUAUGAUACCUUUAUGAAACCAAGUAAGACAUGAGAGCUUGUAGAAACACUGCCAAGGUUCGCAGGCUCAUAGAGCACCAUGUGGAAGUAUUACAAAAAUACCGCUCUGUUACCACUUUACAUUACCGCUGCCAUUAAAUACUCCUGGAUAAUUAACACAUAAUAGAGCAUGGAAGUUCUUGCAUUCAGGUGUCUAAGUACAACAUGAUAACUGACCUGGAUCAGGUAAUGGGUAGGUUUUAUGUGCCAGUGUCUAUGUUUGAGAGUGUGUAUGCACUAGUGUGUAUAUCUGUGUGUGUAUGAGCUAGUGAGUAUAUCUGUGUGUGUAUGAGCUAGUGAGUGUAUCUGUGUGUGUAUGCACUAGUGUGUAUAUCUGUGUGUGUAUGAGCUAGUGAGUGUAUCUGUGUGUGUAUGCACUAGUGUGUAUAUCUGUGUGUGUAUGAGCUAGUGAGUAUAUCUUUGUGUGUAUGAGCUAGUGAGUGUAUCUGUGUGUGUAUGCACUAGUGUGUAUAUCUGUGUGUGUAUGAGCUAGUGAGUGUAUCUGUGUGUGUAUGCACUAGUGUGUAUAUCUGUGUGUGUAUGAGCUAGUGAGUAUAUCUUUGUGUGUAUGAGCUAGUGAGUGUAUCUGUGUGUGUAUGCACUAGUGUGUAUAUCUGUGUGUGUAUAUGCCAGUGCGUUUAUCUGUGUGUCAAGGUGGUCAUACAUGUUUGGUGGCUGUAUGUGUGUGUGUGUGGGGAGUGGAGGGAGGGGAAUUUUGGUGCAUUUUUGAAUGUUGGGAUGCCUGCUUAAAGUGAAACCUUUUAAAUAUGAUGGAACAAACACAUAACACAAAUUCUAGGUUUUCUUUUGGUUCAGAAGUUGGACAAUUGUCUUUGUCCUUUAAGGGUUAAUAUAAAACGCAAAUACAAAAUACCAUUGGCUGUUAAAGAGUUAAUCCAAUUUUCUAACAGUACAACAGAUGAAAUAUAACACAUGUGCUCCCCAGUGGGUAAGAAUAUAUAAAAUAAAAUUACCCUUUCUAUGAAAAAUAUAGAUUGUAAGAAGAUCCCUCAAGUUUUCUCAUUAAUACACAAGCAAUACAAUCUAAAAAUAUAAGAACACACAGAAACCAAUAAUGGUGUAGUAUAUUAAAAAUACUAAAACUUGCGCUUGUGGAAAAUUUCACUUACAAGAUGGCAGUAAGUGAUAGGUGUAUCAAAAUCUUUGGGGUUUGGAGGAGUUCCGAAUUCUUCCUCUUUGGACCUUAAUUAAAAGAUUAAGAGGGAGAGACACAAAACAUAGUGCACCACUAAAAUAAAAAAUAAAGGCUUUAUUUUAGAUUGCACUCAUAAUAUUGUAGUUAAAAUCCAGCAUAUCAGACACUAAGUCUCUCCAGUACCACGGUCUCUUCUAACCUCAGGGCAAACUUUGUAGUGGCCGGAACAAAAAAUCAGCAGAAAAAAUAAACAGUAAAAAUAAAUAAAAAAUAAACAAAAUAAUAAUACAAUUCAUAAUGAAGUCCUGUUCAGGAUGAAACGUGUAGGGCCGGAGAGACCAAGAAGGCACUUUUUUAUUGUUAUUGUUAUUUUUUAUUGUAUUAUUAUUUUGUUUAUAUUUUUAUUUUUUUGUUGUUUAUUUUUUCUGCUGAUCAUGAUGAAGUCCUGUUCAGGACGAAACGCAUAGGGCAGAGAGACCAAGAAGGCACUUUUUUUAUUGUUAUUGUUAUUUUUUAUUGUAUUAUUAUUUUGUUUAUUUUUUUAUUUUUUUUUGUUGUUUAUUUUUUCUGCUGAUUUUUGUUCCGGCCAAGGCCGGAUUAACAUAGGGGCUGAUGAAGCUGCAGCUCCAGGCCCAGGCCCAUGGAAUAGGCCCAUUUAAAAAACAAAAACAAACAAAAAAAAUGUUACUUUUUCUUUUUUUUUUUUUUUACACACUACUUUUGGGUUUGCCACCUGACUGGUAUUUUACCAGCGCAGCCUGUAUUUGAGACUGCCUGGCUGUGCCAGUAUUGCAGUAAUACCGGCAACACAAAUGCAGAAAUUUUUCUCAGUAUAAAUGGAGAUUACUAUGCAAUACCAGCACCAGCCAAUAGGGGUCACUGUGUGUGGAGAGAGGCAGAAAUAGGAAGUUACUCCCUGCCUCUCUCUACUCACUGACCCACGGGGGCGCAGCUACACAGCACAGAUAAUUCAGACCGCGGCUCCCAGCCUGCAGAAACAAACUACAUCUCAGGGAAGUGAGGGAUGGGAUAAAGACUGAAAGAUGGGGGGCGAAAGGCAACAGGGAAACAUGGGGACACUGAGACACUAGGGGACACUGUGAGACAUGGGGAUGCUGAGAUACAUGGGGAUGCUGUGAUACAUGGGGACGCUGUGAGACAUAGGGACAUUGGGAGACACAUUGGGACAUGGAGACACUAGGGACACAGUGUCUCCAUGUCUUCCAGUGUCCCCAUGUCUCCCAGCCAAUGUCCCUAGUGUCUCAGUGUCCCCAUGGCUACCAGUGUCCCCUAGUCUCCCAGUGUCUGUGUCCCCAUGUCUCCCAGUGUCCCGAAUGUCUGUGUCCACAUGUCUCCCAGCCAGUGUCUCCAUGUCUCCUGGUGUCCCUAUGUCUCCCAACCACUGUCCCUAGUGUCUCAGUGUCCACAUGUGUCUCAGUGUCCCUAGUGUCCCCAUGCCUAUGUCCACAAGUGCCCCAUGUCUCCCAGUGUCCCCAAGUGUCUGUGUCCCCAUGCCUCCCAGCCAGUGUCCCUAGUGUCUGUGUCCCCAUGUCUCCCAGUGUCCCCUAGUCUCCCAGUGUCUGUGUUCCCAUGUCUCUCAGUGUUCCUAGUGUCUUAAUGUCCCCAAAUGUCUCAGUGUCCCCUAGUGUCUGUGUCCCCAUUUCUCCCAGUGUCCCCAAAUGUCUCUGUCCCCACGUCUCCACAUGUCUGUAUCCAAAAGUGUCCCCAUGUCUCCCAGUGUCCCCAAGUGUCUCAGUGCCCCCAUGUCUCCCAAUGUCCCCAUGUCUCUGUGUCCCCUGGUAUCCUAGUGACACGGGAAACACUGAGACAUGGGGACACAGGGAGAAAGGAGGACACUGAGGCACUGGGAGACUAGGGGACUGGGCGACAUGGGGACACUGACACUGUGAUACAUAGGGACACUGAUGCCAGGAUGGCCUUCCACUUCUUUGGACAGACAUGCCCCCUUUUUUGGUAUGUUCGCCCGUUUUGGCAGUUCUGGUCACGGGAUUCGCGUCAGUGGCCCACCCUUUUACCCCACCCAUUGACUUCCUACUUCACGGUAUACUGCUUUUAGGAGGUAUGGCUUUACUUGAAAGAUGAAAGCAUGAAUUAGAGAGAGAUUAGCAUAGAGUAUGUGUUUUCUUAUAGCUGCAUCCUUUGAGUUUCCCUCCAACACCAUCUUCACCAGAUACAUGAUGCUUGGGUGGUAUGGUUGUUUUAGUGUUUUUAGUUGAUAAGAUUCUGUAAUUAGACCCCAUCAUAACUGUCAGCACCAGGCCCACUGGGCUCUAAUCUGGCCCUGGUUCCGGCCACUACAAAGUUUGCCCUGAGGUUAGAGGGGACCAUGUUACUGGAGAGACUUAGUGUCUGGAGAGACUUAGUGUCUGGAUUUUAACUACAAUCUUGUGAGUGCAAUCUAAAAUAAAGCCUUUAUUAUUGAUUUUAGUGGUGCACUAUGUUUUGUGUCUCUCCCUCUUAAUCUUUUAAUUAAGAGGAAGAAUUCGGAGCUCCUCCAAACUUCAAAAUCAAGAUUUUGAUACGCCUAUCACUUACUGCCAUCUUGUAAGUGACAUUUGCCACAAGCGCAAGUUUUAUUAUUUUAAUAUACUGCACCAUUAUUGGUUUCUGUGUGCUCUUAAUCCAAUUUCUGCUUUCUUUUGAGGUAAUUUUCCUAGAUUUUGGAAAUUAAUCCAAUAUUUAGCCCUAUGUUGACAAAAAAGUUAGUUACUUUACAUGUGUGUUUUCAAAAGACAAAUUCCACUUAUUUUUUGUUGAUUUAUCUUUAACGAAAUGAACACUCCACUCCAAGCACCAUACUCACUACAGUGCGCUCUACUGGUUACGGUGCUAGGAGUGCCGUUCCUUGCCUGGGGUCCUCCAUGUGCCGUUCCUGACUCCAAUGCUGCUCAGUGAGAGCUGGAAGCUCUCUGUCUGAUCUAAGCCGGGUUCUUCGGGACUUAGCUCAUUGCCUGAGCGCAAUAGGCUGAAGUUCUGGCUCAGAGAAGCUAAUGGAAACUACAUCAUAAGGAUUUCCGUCUCUCUUGUAGCUGUAGAAUGGUUAAGUUCCUUAAAAUUGUUGGCACAGCACUCCUGGCACCAUAACCACUACAGCAUGCCCGUGCCGUUCUCGCUAUUGGUGAAGGAAACAGAAGGAAACAUCUCCUUUCCUCCUUAUAUUGUAUUAUAUUGUACUGUUAUCACAGGUUAUUGAUUGUUCUUCAACAAGUAAAAUUGCCAGUUCAUUUCAGAAUAAAGUUCCCACACUAAUUGGCCCACGUUUAUAUUGUUUAUGUAACUGAUGUCAGUAAAACAACCCAUUACCUGAUCCAGGCCAGUUAUCAUGUUGCAUUUAGGCACAUUAAUGCAAAAACUUCCUUGCUCUCUUGUGUGAGAAUUAUCCAGGAAUAUUUAAUGGCUGCGAUAAUGCAAAGUGGUAACAGAACGGUAUAUUUUUUAAUACUUCCGCAUAAUGCUCUAUAAGUCUGUGAACCUUGGCAGUGUUUCUACAAGCUCUUAUGCUUUACUUAGUUUUCAUUACAGUUAUCCUAUACAUUUUAUAUUUCUAAACAAAGCCAUUCGUCUACCACUGCUUCGUAGGUAAGUCAAAAUAAGCAAGGAAAGGCAAAUUCAUUUUGGAAUAUAUUUUGCAAGCCUGGUAGUCAUCACAUUUCCUUAAACAUCCUUGUUUAACCACUUAAGGACAUAUGACACGUGUGACAUGUCAUGAUUCCCUUUUAUUCCAGAAGUUUGGUCCUUAAGGGUUUAAAGAUGCCUUUCAGGUAAUACUAUUAUUAUGUCUGUUUGUUUUCUUUAGGACGAAGUUAAUCAGAUUAUGGAAACCAACCUUUGGUUGAAACAUGUAAGUAAUUUAAUAUUACUCUUGUGUAAUUAUAUUUCCAGAUCUAGGUAUAUAACCUACAGUUGCAGUAGUCAAAUGCUUUAAGUGAUUUGUGACAGAGAAUAGCUUACCUCCCAAUAUUUUAAAUGGAUAAAGAGGGACACUUUAAUUUUAAUGGUGUCAGUGUGUUCUUACAAAUUUGCGGUAACUUGUUAAUAACAAUUUAUGCAACUAAAAAGUAAUUUAGAGCAACACCAAUUUAUCUUAUUUACACAAUGUGAUUUCUAAACAGAUUUAUUUAAAGACGCAUCACUUUUAAUGUUAUUGCUGUGGAACUGUUAUACACUCAGACACACCAACAAUAUGGAGCUAGUAGAAAAGUGGGACAGAUGGAUUUGGGCCCAAAAUAGGGACUGUCCCUGCUGAAUAGGGACACUAGUGAAUAAUGGACCUCUGAAAAUUCUGAACACUGCUUGAGAACAGUGACUCACAGGGCUGGCUGUGAAUGAUGAAUUCCACAGAACUUGUAUAGAAAAUGUAUAUAGUAUUAAAAUGAUAUUUCUCCUUUGCUCAAUAAACUGUAGGCAGUAUUACAAAAUACAUCAAUAUGAUUUUGCAAAAACAAACAAAAUGGACAAAUCCAUCUAUUUUGUAAAGAGAUUUACUGAAUUUGAUAAACCAACCUCCCAUGUAAAAAAAAUAUAUAAUUCUACAUCUUUAUAGUUCUUAAUGUAAAUAACUAUUUCCUCUGACAUAGGUAAAAUCUCCUUCUUUCAAGUCUCAGGUAUUCCAUUUACUUGAGUUGGAUCAAUAUUAAUAUAGUUGGAAAUGGUCUUAAGAGCAAUAUAUGUCUUUCAUGUAAGUGGUUUAUUAGUAGAAUUGUACUGGUAUAGCUUUGUUAGAAGUGAUAUCACUUAGGGACAUCAUGCGGUUUCUUAUAUCUCUUUAUUAAAUUACAGUUGAUGCACAAGUCAUAUUGUAUGUCCAGCAUUUCCUUUGAUAAUAUAAAGGCCCUUGUUAGUCAUAACAGUUAUGUGCCUUGAUCAGUAAUGCAAACUGAUGGACAUUAAUAGAGAGACCAUUAAAAGACCAGUUAAGGCAAUUAUUCACUUUGCAACAAAAAACAAAUGCAUAUAAAUCCCCAUAUAUGUUCUAUGAGUCAUAUUGUGGUAAAAGCUACAGGAUGUUUAAGUAAAGUUCAGUAACUAUCCUGGAUCAGGGCGCAUGUGUGGAAUGUCAGGAACAUCCGCUAUUAGGUAACGUAUGUAAGAGAUACGUUUAAGUUUAAUAAUUGGUUGUAGCUAUAGUGAUGUAGGUGUAAUUUUCGUAUUCUCUUUAUAUGUAAGGAAUACGUUAUUUGUAGUAUAUAUCCUUUAUUCUCUUGUAAACGUGUGCUUAGUUGGGUAUUCCAAGACUAUUAUCUGACUGAGACCUCUGCAGGUGCAAAAACUAAUAAAUACCCUUUGUUCUUCAAUGACCUGUGUACUUGUUUCAUCUCUGACUCGAGAAUUCUAUUUCAAUAUCUUGUCUUUGGCAAACUCCCCAAACAAGCUCCAUGCAUAUAAUCUUAUUGAAUCAAUGUAGGUUUCCAGGCAAACUGCAGAACAAUAUCCAAUGAUGAACCUAUGAGGAAGCAAUGUAAUGUAUUUUCUAGAAUUAAAGUAGAUGAGCUAGUGGAAUGCUGGGAACUUUUCUGCUUGCUAUGCGACAAAACAUCAGCAUUUGGUGUGGUUACUGGGAUAAAUACAUUCUAAAACGUAACAAUAAUACGUGUCAUAGGUUUUAUAAUCAGUCAUUAAACAACAAAUGGACUGCAAAAACAAAAUGAAAAAAGACCAAACAAAUAUAUUUGCCUUCUUAAUUUCGGUCUGAGUCAAUGUAGGGGUGAAUAUUCCCUUCAAUGUGUUUUGAUAUUGCUUCACAGUGAUGUAUUUUACAGACUAUGCAAAACACAAACAGCCAUUAAAAGCAAUAUUUGGACUCGAUCUUUUUAGUGACUUUAUGGAUUUGUGCUUCUUUCCUGUUGCUGCACUUUAUUAUUUAUUUGUGCUGAUUAAACUGAGUAUUUUAUUGGCAUUGACUGGUCAAAGGAAUAUGUUUUUGAUUGGUUACAUUGAAUUGCAUUUAAUUCUCUGUGACAAUGAUCCUAGCCUACUGGUGUUUCCUUGUGUUCCAGAUAUGGAAUGAUUACAAGUUAAAAUGGAACCCCGAUCAAUAUGGAGGCAUUGAAUUUAUUCGAGUACCUGCAGAUCAGAUCUGGAAACCUGAUAUUGUUCUCUACAACAAGUAAGAAUGUUUAGGUACCCUAAACGGAAAUACUGCUUAUUUAUUACUCUGAACCCUCAUAAUAGGUUAUAAGGAUAUUUACCCAGGACACAUCACCAGAGUGGGCCUCCAAAGUCAUGUUUCACACCCUUUUGUAAAAUAAUUAGAAGGCUUUGAAGCGCGGCUUCAAGCCACACCUCCAAACCCUCUUGGUAUGACAGCCGUGACUGUUACUUCCUGGAUUUUAUGCUGUAACAUAUCAUUAAGUAAAGUGUGCAUGCACAGUGCUGUCACGGGCGCCCAUAGAGAUUCACUGAGCGCUGCACAUGCACCUCAUAGAGGAGCAUUGAAUUGGACCACCACCAUGGAUGCAUGCCUCCAGGAUGCCACAAGCCAAGAUGAGGCCAAGGAAACACUGAGGGAGAAAAGGUCAUUUGGAGAAAAGGUCAAUUUGAAUAAAAUGUUAGAUUUUUUUUUUAAAUUAACUUUUGGGGUGCCGUCAAUGUAUUAGAAACAUCAGGACUGCAGUGUUAGGAUAUACAGAUAUGCAUUCCUAAUCCUAACACUGAAGUGUUCCUUUAAAAUAUAUCCUUCUCAAAAUGCACUCCAAGUGUGGGAAAAUUGUAACUCUAAUGAUUUAAAGAGCUAAAUUGCAGAUAAUAAAUUACAUAACAGGGAGUGAAAAUAUGUAUAUAUCUCCAGCCAAAUAGCACUGCCACUGGGGAGCAGUGGGAAUGAAAAAUCCAUUAAGGCAAAAAGUUAAAUGGAUAUAAAGCACUCCAAAUGUUUCUGUAUCCAGUACACAAGUGAAUAUAGCCCAAUCCAGGAAACAAAUAGAAAACGCCUAAAGUGCAAUAACAAUUCAGAUUACAAUAUCAGUACUAGACCAUAAGCUGGAGGAAAAGAAAAUCAAACUUCAUCUCUGUCUUGCUACAUAGCCCCCAAUGCAUGCUUUGCACAUUGCUCAUUAGGGAUCCCCUCAGAUUAAAGCCAGACUGCCCACAAUAUUAUUUGAGGGCCAGGAGUGUAGCAGUAGAGCAGUCCACAGAUAGAUGUUUUUUCACAGGUUUAUUGAAUCAAUGCGGAAUGGGGAGAUGCAGAUUGGCCAGGGCUGUGUUUGGCUUGCGCUGUCUCUGCCCCAAUCUGCCUCCUUGACACUUUCAGCCAAUCACUAUGCUUUCCUAUGGGAAAACAUUGUGAUUGGUUGAGAUCACUACUUCUGAUGAUGUCAGCCAAGGAGGCAGAUCAGGGACAGAGCCAGUAGCAGCAGGCUGAAAUAAAUGUAAGAUUUUUACUAUAUUUAGGGGGCAAGGCAGAGCCAGCAAGGCUAAAUGGUGUUUUUAACACUAGAGGGUCAGGAAUACAUGUUUGUGUUCCUGACUCUGUAUUGUUCAUUUAAGUUAAAGCUCCACAGUGCUUUCUCUACACACUUAUGCGAAUUGCGACAAUCCUUCAACAAACUAGCCUUUGGCACAUCCCAUGUUAAACAUUCUGUGGAUAUCCAACCAUAAUAUCUCUCUAGAUGACAUAAACAAAGCACCACUUCUCUUAUCUUACUUAUUGUCCUAAGUGAUGAUUCAAGAGAUGCACUUCAGAAUUAUAUGUCAUGCCUAUUUUCCUCUUGAAAAGCAUCACAAAGUGAGCUUAUGCUCAUGCCCUUUGGACACUUGCAGUAAGAAUGGCGCCACAGGAAAGCCCCUGAACCAUUGCUUGUGGAACUUUGUUCUGGUUAGGAACUUCUAAAAUACUUAAAGAAACACACUAAGAAUUCUCUUUCAGUCUUCUGUUGAAGCCUACAUCCUUAACAUUUUAUUAUUAUUAUUAUUUAUAAAAUAUUUUACCAGGAAAGAUACAUUGAGAUUUCUCUCGUUUUCAAGUAUGUCCUGGGUAACAUAAGCAUGGGAUAGACACCAAGGCAUAUUAAAAUAAUACAGGUGGCCUUGGCGUAACCCGUAAAACCAUACUAAACCAAUUGACCCAAUCCCAGCCGCAUGAUGGCCUGUUUGAAUAAAGACCAGAGUCCCAAACAUGUUUUCACUGUAUGGGGGCCUAUAUACAACAAAUAUUGACUCUGACCUUUGUCACAACUAACUCAUGGGAUAGAACCAAUAAUGCCUUAAUUUGUCAUUUAGUGUAUAACCGGGUUAUUGUAUUCUAAAUACAAAGGCCUCGAAACAUUCUUACUAUACUGAUCCAUAAGAAGGGUGGUAAAAUUAUUGAGUAAUAAUUGCUGGAUUAGUCAACUAAUUGAUUGAUAACUUAUCUGCAAUUUCUUUCUGUAUUAAUCCUGGAGAUGUUUUCAAAGUUUUGUCUUUGUUGGGUUCAUGCUGAGCUUGAAGAGAGGAUGGGAGGUACAGGGAAAUUGACAAUGAUGCAAUGAAUAUGGUUUGUUAAACAUGACUCUCAAACUGCUUACUUUUUUAAUUAUUGCAUCACCACAUACAUUGCAUUAUGGUUUCUUUGUUGAAGCUUGUCUUUCAAUAAAAAAAUGUUGAGACUAAAAAAUAUAUUGUAUUUUUGUUUCCAGUGCAGUUGGUGCCUUUCAAGUGGAUGACAAAGCAAAAGCCUUGUUGAAAUACUCUGGAGAUGUAAUUUGGAUCCCACCAGCUAUAUUCAAAAGCUCCUGUAGGAUUGAUGUGACCUUUUUCCCAUUUGACUACCAGAACUGCACCAUGAAGUUUGGCUCCUGGACCUACGAUAAAGCAAAGAUCGAUCUAGUAAUGAUUGGCUCUGCCAUUAACCUGAAAGAGUACUGGGAGAGUGGAGAAUGGGUUAUCAUCAGCGCUCCCGGAUACAAACACGAGAUAAAAUACAACUGCUGUAUAGAAAUUUAUCAGGAUAUCACGUAUUCCCUUUAUAUCAGACGUCUACCGUUAUUCUAUACCAUUUACAUGAUAAUUCCGUGUCUCCUUAUUUCUUGUCUUACUAUACUAGUUUUCUACUUGCCUUCAGAUUGCGGAGAGAAAGUCACCUUGUGUAUGUCUGUUCUUUUAUCCCUAACAGUGUUUCUUCUGGUUAUUACCGAAAUCAUCCCCUCUACUUCAUUAGUCAUUCCACUUAUUGGUGAAUAUUUACUUUUCACAAUGAUAUUUGUUACACUUUCCAUUGUCAUUACCGUAUUUGUGUUAAAUGUGCAUUACAGAACGCCUAAAACACACACUAUGCCACGGUGGGUAAAGAAAAUCUUCUUGCAGUUACUUCCAAAAAUUAUGCUCAUGACCCGACCAGUUAAAGAAGAUUCUUCUACUGUGAAAUCACCAUUAAAUGCAGAUAUAUUUAACAUAACUAGCAUCAGCAGUUCCGAGAUACAAAGCUAUACGGACCAAAUGUUUUAUCAGGACAAUGCAUGUCCAUGUGGCCAGCAAAAAAGAUUUUACCCCCCAGAAGUUGCAUCCAGUCUAACGAGGGGCUCUAGCCUAGAAUCCAUGGACAAUCAGGUCUCAAAUUCUGGAUUAUCCCUCGAGAUACGUGAAGCCAUUGAGAAUGUGCAUUUCAUUGCACAGAACAUGAGAAUCCAGAAUGAAGCCAGAGAGGUACGAACAUUUUGACCUUUUACAGUAUGUGUGUGUGUGCAGGUGUUUAGCAACAACCUGGGAACUUCAAGUUAGCUGGCUACCAGGUCAUUUGAGCAUGUAGAACUCUGUACUGGAAUAUAUAGAAAAGCUUGAAAAUAGGUUAAAGUAAAAAGCAAAAAAGGCUGAAAACUGUAGGAAGGCUAAAAUAUAUAUAAGAAUAUAUUUAUGAUAUAUGGGAAGGCUAGUAAUAUACAUAAGAAUUAUCGUUACUGAAUUUUAUGGACAGAAAAAAUAAAUGAAUUAUUGGAAAGAAAACACCACCCAAAGGUGAGAAACCAUACAAAGGUAACAAUUCUGAGACACUGGGCAAAUAGACACACCUCACCACCUUAUAUUAUAAUUAAAAGUUUUAUUAUUCACUUUUUGAUGGGUAGCCUGUAAAUUGCACUUAUUUGGUUUAUUUUCUAUCUCUGUGCUCCUGGCCAUUAUCUUUACUCUUUCUAAGUAUGGUAGGCACACAAACUAUUUAGUAUGUGCCAAGGUUGCUUUAGUACUAUGAAAAAAAUAAUAAUAAAUAAAUAGAGUCUCAAAUUAAAGUGAGACUCAAAGCUGUUUUUUAUACAGAGUAGGGGAAGUAAAUAGUGGUGUGGGCUGCGACGGGUCAGACAAUAAGCCCAGAGUUUAAGGUAGGUGGGGAUUGCCAAAAAUUCUCACUCACAUAUAGUUCCAAAAAAGUGCGAAAAAAUAAUAAAUACUUUAUUGAUGCGUCAAAAAUAGAAAGCACUAUAUAUGGAACAGCUGCUGUGAGGCAAAAUGUACAAAAAGUCAUCAGAGGGUCCUCUGUGUCUUUAGAAAUAAGGCACAAAUCUCUAAACAAUAUACUAAACCCAAGCAGGAAAUAAAUAUUAAUUGCUAUGGGAAGUCCAUUAAAUAGUGGUUAGACUAGUACAGAAAGAGGCUCAGGAGAUCAGUAGUAUAAGCAGGAAUUAGCUAUUAACAAUAUAGGGACAAGUUUAGCAGCUAGAGGGCAUCAGAAUCUUCCAUAGAAGAAAGGCAUGUAUAGUAAUGAAGACAAAGAGGUAUUUAAAGAGCAGUCAAUAUAGAGGUGCUCAAAAAAUCUCAGAGGUUAACAAGUAGUACUGAAUCUGGCAGGUAGCACCAAACUUAGAAUAUACUGAGCUAGUACACCCUGCUGCUCCUAUGCCAACACCUUUGAGGGUGUUCUGUGCUGUCCCUAGUUUAAGUAUAGGCUGAAACCUCCCAAGAUUCUCCACCAACCAAAAACCUCAGAGCAAAGAAAAUUAAAGUGUUAGACACCUAGUGCCACCAUGAGUGAAAUUAAAAUAAAAUAAAUACAGGAAACCCGACGCGCAUUUCGGUGCGUAUAGCUGUACCUUCGUUAGGGGAUAAGAAUACCUUGGUUUCUGAAGUUGAAUUUAAAGCUCAGGUGACCAAUCCACGUCGUCCUCAAGUCAUGACUGAAUGUUCAUUAGCAGGUGUGAGGAGAGGCGUGAUGGGAGCGGGAAACAGGCGUCCACUCAGUGGAGCGAUAGCUCCUCCCUUUUCGGGUUGUCAUCAAAUCGUCUCUAAAUAACCAUUUGCAAAUGUGGGAGGAGGGCGGGAUGAGGGCAGAGAAAAACGGCUGCAUCAUGAGGCUGUAACUUCUCCCAUUUGAGUUUUGUAAAACUUUUGACUACUCUGUACUGUUACACCUGGUAGUACACUUCUAUGAGCACUGUUUGGAAUUGCAUUUCUUGAGUUGUAAACCUGAUGCAUAGUUAUUAUUAAUAUUAUGCAUCAUUAAAUAUAAAAUAAUAAUAAUGAUAAUGAUAAUUAUAGCAGCAGAGAUGGCGCUAGAGUUUGUGAGGCCUUAAGCAAAGCUCAUAUAAAAGAACCUUGUUGAUGUGCUCAACGUGACAGCAAGGGAGAGGCAUGAGGUGAUGCCCUAGCAAAUGUGAGGCCUUAGAAGGUUGCCUAUCUGGACUAAUUAUAGAACUGUCUCUGAAUAAAAAUGCUGUACAGUGGGUACAUGAGAACACAAGUAAAUUCAGCAACAGAAGCUUGACUUAAAGGAACAAUUGGUAAUGAGGGACCUGCUCAAACAAGCUUUUAAUCUUUUACGUGAUAAUGCAUGAUAAUGAAUAACGUUUGCAGUAUUUCGUUCUCUUACACUUGACUUUCUUAUAGUGAAGACAUUCAAAAUGAACUUUCAUAAUUGCACUACAAAAGGCUGAGCUAAAAAUGUGAUGGGCAUGUGCCCACGUUCCCUUAUGACUCUGUAUUAAUAGGUAUACUUUUGUAUUAAAAGUACACUUAAUGGACUAUUCACUAGCUAAUCUAGGUAAAUGUAAAACUCUAGACUCUAGAAUAUUGGAAAUAGUCUCCAAGUCAGGUAUAUUUUUAGUUUGGCUAUUCUGGUCUAAAAUAUUAAAUUUACUUUGAAUUUCUCAAAAUCCAUUAGCGAAUGAUCCUGUGGAUUUAAUGAAUUAAAAAAAAUUAAUUGACCCUAAUGCACAAACACAAACCAGUUUGUAAAAUCAUCUGUUGCAUUCACUCUGUUAAUAGGGUUACCGAGUCUAAUGAUGUUUGCAAUGUUUCCCUUUAGAUUCGGAAUGACUGGAAGUACGUUGCCAUGGUAAUUGAUCGCAUUUUCCUGUGGGUGUUCGUGCUGGUCUGUAUUCUGGGCACUGCUGGACUCUUUUUGCAACCUCUGUUGCUUGGAAAUUGA